Pelobates cultripes (western spadefoot toad) is the source of this 52961-nucleotide messenger RNA. The record is from the annotation of a GenBank genome assembly. NCBI's taxonomy places the organism in Eukaryota, Metazoa, Chordata, Amphibia, Anura, Pelobatidae.
AUGUACAACAGAAAUGUGGCUUUACUGGGUACUGAGUCCAUUUAUCAUUUUACUUUUUAGAAACUUACCUACUCCAUAGCUAUUAGCGUGCCACCCACUGAAAAGUCAUUUUUCUAACCAAAGGUAGUAGCUCAGCUCAGCUGAAAAAAGAAUACCAGCGUAGGCCUCUUUUUAAAAAAAAUUAUAAUUUUUUUUAAAAAAGAUUACAAUCUGUUUUUCAAGUUUUUAAAAUGAUUUAUCCACAAAAGUAACCAUUACAGUCUAAGGGAAUAUUUGUAGAUAAAUUAUUUCAGACGUUUGUGACUGUGAUCAUUUGAAGAGCUUAUCCAAAAAUAUUCAAUUGAGGGCUUUUUCAGAAUGUUUUUUGUCACUUGAUAACUUGAUUUAAAGUUUGUCACUUGCUUGUCCAGUAUGCUCAAUAUAGCUCACUGUUCCAUAUUUCCCUACGUCUCAAAUAGACAAGUGUAGGCAGUGGCAGGGCAGUUCUCAAAAAAAUUAGGUGACUUACUAAUAACAAUGUAUGUAACUGAAAUGCAAUUUAGAAGAAAAACAUUGUAUCUUAUUUACACAGACUGAUUGCUGAACACAGUUAUAGUAGUUUAAACACACAUUUCGGUGUGAGUGCAAGUAAUAUUGCUGUAGAGCUUUGAUGUAAAUCCAGAUACACCAAAAAUACUCAACUCCUACAAAAGAGAGACAUUAGGAUAGAAAAGAGGGACAGAGGGAUUUGAGCCCAAAAUGGGGACUGUCCCUCCUAAAUCGGGAGGUAAGCUGGUCACUGAAUAAAUAAAAAAACUCCCUUCCUAGCUUAAUAUGUGUAACUAGAUUAAUCUAUUGAUUCAAACAGGUGUUCAGUAGGUAGUCAGAUGUCCAGCAACUAAUCCCAUUCCCUUUACCAUAAUAAUGUUUCCAAUCCCUUCAGAAGAGAGGAAUCCUUAUAAUAUGAUACGGCUCCUGCUUCCGCCAUGUGUAACAGAUGGGAUGGUGUUGACUUGAUGAUGUUCAGUGUUGGACUUCCUCCAGGUAAAAUGCUUGGAAUUUAGCUCAAAACGUUACAAUCUCUGCAACUAAACUCUUUCAUUUCCCACAGGAGGUUAGCGGCAAUCUUGUCUAGGCUUGUUCGUUUUAGAUGUCAUCCUACAGCUACAUGUAUUAUUUUGUGCAGUUAUUCAAUUCUCUAACAGCAGGAUUAAGUCAAAUGCUUCUGACAUGUGAGGAAUUUAUAGGAACGUCUCCCUCUGAAACAAAAUAAAUUUGUAGGCUUCAUAAACUUUCAAAAACCUCUUUAAAAAUACAAAUACUAGAAAUUGGGUUCAUAGAUCAAGUCAUCUGUCCGCUGAAGUAAAUACUUAAAUACAAUUUCAAGGACAAUCACAUGGUUAUUCACUAAAGUGCAAUAUGUUGGGAAAUCAAAGUAAAUUAAGAGUGGUUUUCCUAAUUUAGGCAACAAUAGUUGACUUUUAAAACUCUCUGACUCAUUAUUUUUCACUUUAAAUUUUCUAAAAGGAACAUAAACUUAAAUAUGUAUUACUGACACUAUAGUAUUAAGCUAACUAUUUAGGUAACUGGCCCCCUUAUUUUGCAGUUGAUAGUGAGGAAUUUUCUCUGUCAGGAAUUUUCCCUUGCCAUGGCCUUUUGUAUCAAUUUGCAACUCUCUGUAUUUCUCCUUGUCCCCAAACCAGCUGGCGAGGAGCCCCCACUGAACGAUACAAGACAAGGUUCAGAGUGACUUCUGAGUGUUUAAUGAGCUGUGUAACAGCAGUGGCGGAUCCAGGGGGGUGGCAACGGGGCAAUAGCCCCCCACCCCAGAAAUCCGCCGGUCUCCCUCUCCCCUGCCAGCAGCACAUGCAGGUGCUAGCCCUGCAAUGUGCCUGCGGACCGGGCGGGGAGAUCAGAUAUCUCCCCCCCGGUCCGCAGGCACUGUGCUGGCGGCCGGCGGGGGAGGGAGGGAGUGAGAGAGAGGUCCCGGAAGCUAAGGCUGCAGCUCCUCCGGGUCCUCCUCUCGUGAGAUUUGGAGCGUUGCCGCGGUUACCACGGCAACGCUCCAAAUCUCGCGAGAGUGAACUCUAGCCCUGGAGCGCGGGCUAGAGUUCACUCUCCCCACUGGGACCUCCAAUGAAUCGCCCACGGACGACGGACCACCAGGGAAAUGUCCUCCCUCCCCCCCCAGUAAAGGUAACAAGGGAGGGGGGACAUAAUGAAUAGUUAUAUUGAAUUAAAUUAAAAAAAAAUAUUAUAAAAAAAAAGCCCUCCUACCCUUAUCACACACACACUCUACACACACUGCCCCCCCAUACACACACACACUGCCCCCCAUACACACACUGCCCCCAUACACACACACACCCCCAUACACACACACUGCCCCCCAUACACACACACUGCCCCCCAUACACACACUGCCCCAUACACACACUGUCCCCAUACACACACACACUGCCCCAUAUAAACACACACCCCCCAUACACACACACUGCCACCAUAACCCACACACAACCAGGCCCCUGCACUACACACACUCCCCCCACCACACACACAGUCCACCCCAUACACAAUACACCACCCAACCCACCACACACCAACACUGCCCAAACACACUGGUGAGGCACCAAACAUCACCAAGUCACACACACCCAGUGUAGUAACCAGCAUUGCCCCAUACACACACACUGCUACACACACACACACACCACCCCCAUCAACACAAACUGCCCCCCAUACAAUCACACACUGCCCCCAUACACACACUACUACACACUGUGUGUGCUUAAACCUCCCCACUGUGAACUGGAGGCCUGGUUGCUUGCCUGCUCCCUUUGGACUAUGGCCCUGCAGGUUAAACCGCUUAUUUCCCCUGCAGAAAGGCUUAUUUGUGUGAUCUGAGUGCCAUUCAUCUAAUAAUGUGCACUCAGAUCCCAGCUAUCUGGGGAUAUGUGAAAUGUCUGUGUGUUAUGUGUAAAUGUGACUUUAUGUAUUUUAAAGUGUUUUGUGUCUUUUUGCAACCAUGUGCUUAAUGGAGUCUUGUGUCUGUCCUGGGAGAUAAUUGAAUUACUUAUCUCCAGGAUAGAAGACUCUGAAACUGGUUUGGGCCAGAAAGCCAUGCUUCAUUUAGUCACAAAGGACUUUUUACUAACUUUUGAACCCCUUGUCUGAUUUGUGCCAUUCUUGAAUAUGUUGUUCCCCUGAAUGGAUUGAUUGUGAAUAUGUAAUUUUAUGUGAAUGUGAUGUAUGGUUUUGGAGUUAUGAAAGUUGGGUAGAAAGUAUGUUUUAACUGUAUGUAUAAUUGAGUUUCCUCUCAGGAUAAGGGGAGGGAAUAUGUGGGAUGUAACUGUGAUGUGAUUGGUUGUUUUAUACCUCCCUGUGGGCGGUCCUGUAUUUGCAAGACUGUAAUAAAAACCAGGCUGGGUGUGCCAGCACCGGAGUUCCUGUUUUAACCCUCAAAGUGAAGUGUCGUCUCAUUAUUGGGGGAAGGAUUUAUUGUAUGCUGUUCCAGUUUGACUGCUAGGAGAGUAAACCUAUUCGUAUGGUUCCUAUUCAACUGUCUACAGCAUUCACAUGCUUGAGAACAUUCAUAUGCUCCUACGGUUCGGUGGUUGUGGUGUCUGCUGCAGUGCUUGGAGUCCUCAGGAAGCGCUAGGAGCAUCCUUCAACGGAGGUACCACAUACACUACCCCCCAUACUACCCGAUACACACACACUACCCGAUACACACACACUGCUCCCCAUACACACACACUGCCCCCUCAUACACACACACUGCUCCCCAUACACACACACUGCCCCCCAUACACACACACUGCCCCCCCCAUACACACACACUGCCCCCCCAUACACACACACUGCUCCCCAUACACACACACUGGUGGAGACGGCGAGACCCCGGCGCAGCUGCAUCGCUGGAAGUGGGGUCUGCAGUGCUGAUGGUGUCGGUUGGAGUGCUUGGAGUCCUCACCGAGCACUAGGAGCUUCGAUUGGCGGAGGUACUUGGUCGGAGUGCCAGCGGUCCGUCACAAAGGUCAUUUACAUAGUGAAGGGAACAAAAAGGGGUAUAUUUGUUGAGUAAAGAGGUAAUGUAGUGAGGAGUGGAGUUUGUGAGGGCUUUGUAGGUUAGUGUUAGCAGUUUGAAUUGAAUCCUGAAGGGUAUAGGAAACCAAUGUAAUGACUGGCAAAAGGGUGAGGUGUGGGAAUAGCAGCCAGUCUGGAAGAUGAGCCUGGCUGCAGCAUUCAUUAGAGACUAAAAAAAGGGACAAUUUAGGUAUUUUUGAGGCUGACGAUUAGUGAGUUGCCAUAGUCAAGUCGGGAAAUGAUGAGUGUAGCAAUAAGUGCCUUAGUCGUAUCUUGAAUUUAAAAAGGGUGAAUGCGGGCAAUAUAUUGAAUUAAAUUAAAAAAAAUAUAUUAUAAAAAAAAAGCCCCCCUACCCUUAUCACACACACACUCUACACACACUGCCCCCCCAUACACACACACUGCCCCCCCAUACACACACACACACACUGCCCCCAUACACACACUGCCCCAUACACAACACACUGCCCCCCAUACACACACACUUCAUACACACACCUGCCCCCAUACACACACUGCCCUCCAUACACACACACACACUGCCCCUAUACACACACUGCCCCCAUACACACACACUGCCCCCAUAAACACACACUGCCUCCAUACACACACACCGCCCCCAUACACACACUCUCCCCCAUACACACACGUCUCCCAUACACACACCCCACACACAUACACUCAACUGACACACACACCACCCCAUACACACACACCAAGUUCCCAUACACACACACACCAAGCCCCCCAUACACACACUGCUCCCAUACAUACACACACACUGCCCCCCAUAUACACACACUGCCCCCAUACACACACACUGCCCCCAUACACACACACACUGCCCCCAUACACACACUCCCACACACAUACACCACCCGGACACACAAACACUAACCAUACACACACACUGCUCCCCCAUGGGCAAACACAUUGCCCCCCAUACACACACACUGCCCCCAUACACACACACUGCCCCCUAUACACACACACUGCCCCCAUACACACACAAUACCCCCAUACACACACACACUGCCCCCCCAUACACACACACUACACACAUACACUACCCCCCAUACUACCCGAUACACACACACUACCCGAUACACACACACUGCUCCCCAUACACACACACUGCCCCCCCAUACACACACACUGCUCCCCAUACACACACACUGGUGGAGACGGCGAGACCCCGGCGCAGCUGCAUCGCUGGAAGUGGGGUCUGCAGUGCUGAUGGUGUCGGUUGGAGUGCUUGGAGUCCUCACCGAGCACUAGGAGCUUCGAUUGGCGGAGGUACUCGGUCGGAGUGCCAGCGGUCCGUCACAAAGGUCAUUUACAUAGUGAAGGGAACAAAAAGGGGUAUAUUUGUUGAGUAAAGAGGUAAUGUAGUGAGGAGUGGAGUUUGUGAGGACUUUGUAGGUUAGUGUUAGCAGUUUGAAUUGAAUCCUGAAGGGUAUAGGAAACCAAUGUAAUGACUGGCAAAAGGGUGAGGUGUGGGAAUAGCAGCCAGUCUGGAAGAUGAGCCUGGCUGCAGCAUUCAUCUAAAAAUGGGACAAUUUAGGUAUUUGUGAGGCAGAUGAUUAGUGAGUUGCCAUAGUCAAGUCGGGAAAUGAUGAGUGUAGCAAUAAGUGCCUUAGUCGUAUCUUGAAUUUGAAAAGGGUGAAUGCGGGCAAUAUAUUUAAGAUGGAAGUUACAGGACAUGGAGACAGAAUCGAUGUGAGGAGAAAUGGUAAGACUUGAGUUGAAGGUAAUACCAAAGCAGUGAGUUUGAGGGGAUGGAGUAAUAAGUGUCCCAUUGACUUGCAGUGAGAUUGAGGGAAGAGGACUAUUUGAGUUAAGUCUUAGAAAUAUAAAGCUUCAGAAAACGGGAAGACAUCCAGUUAGAGAUCUCAUUAGAAGUUCUAUGGAGUAUCAGGCAGUCUUGCUAGAUCUCCAUAGACCACUGCUUUAUACUUUGGUGGAUGCACAAAACAGUGAUGCAGGUUCCUGCCAGAUGAAGUACCAGGAGGUGAAGACUGACCCCAGAAGGAAGAUGAUGCAUUCAUGAGUGAGGGCUUCGGGUAAGUAUAUCUCCAUUUAGCAACUCCAUCUGCCAUCACACCUCAAGUGAGCAUGCCACUUGAGUGGAUCUUUGCAAAAGAUAAUGAAAUUGAAACAACCUAUAGUAUCAUUUUCAGGGUCUUUGCAAAACUAACCUGAUGUAGCUAUUUAGUAUCAAUAUCAUUCAUAUGCCAAUGGUAAAACAGAUAAGAAUAUAUGCAUUAAAGGGACUCUCUAAACAAUGUAGUCUCUGCUGCAAGCUAUAGGUUUUAUAUUGGAUAGGGUGCCUGAGCAACAUCCCAUGUUUCGGAACAGUUUGACACUAGAGAUCUUCCUUGUAUCCGGAGACUGUCCCUCUCCUUGGCUGUGUUGAUAAUGCAAUACCAUUUUUGUCCAACCUGGAUGACAGUGAUUGUCUGAGAGUGCUAGAGUUCAUAUAGACCAUGUGAUUGGUUUUGCCAUGCUUGAACACUAGCCUCCCAAUUCAUUCCAAUGGGAAAGCAUUGAAUUGGCUGAGAUCACCAAUCUCAAUAAUCUCAGCCAAGGAGGUAGGACAGAAAUGCGGAGACUGGUGCCCGGUGGGAGAACAGGUAAAUCAAAGUGCAUUUUACCUCCUUACAAGUGGAGUCCAGGGAUCAAAACAUUUAGCAGGGCACUAUAGCGAUAGAAAUAAACGUUUGUGUUCCUAUUUCUAUAGUGUUCCUUUAAGAGUUUGGGAAGCAAAGUCUUUAUAUAGACGUUGGGAAAUUUGCAAUGCCCCAAUCCCUCGGCCUUCUAGUUGCUGUUCUGUACUCAAAAGAUAUCUUUUUAUAAUGUGUUUUUAUUAACGGAAAAAAAAGUUUUAAUGUGAAUGUUGUAAUCUUCCAUUUAACUUUGCAUGUCUGGCAGCUUGGCAUGCCCUGGAAAGUGGUGACCUUUGACUCUGCUAGCAAAUACUGUCUGAUGAAAAGCACAUGCCAGGCUUCUUUUAAUUCAAAACUUUGCCACAACUGGAUAUCUUCCUACCUUUUACUUUUACACCAACAUAUAGGUCAUCAUCUACUGUAAUAAUCCUUAUUCUGCAUUUGGUUUUCUAUGAUAUUUCUCUGUUUUCAUAGGUAUUAAUUUCUCUGUUUUCAUAGGUAUUAUUCAGAUUAAAUGCAAAUUCCACAAUGUUGUAAAUGUGCCUGUUAAGGGAGCAACGCAGAAUAAAUGCCUUUAGGACCACAAAAAACUCUCUGAGGUAAGUCCACAUUGUACUGAGUAAAACAUUUUUCAAGAUACAGAAAAAGUCAUCAUUGAAUAUAUAAUGCAAUGAAAAGUCUCUAGAAAUAUUCUUCAAACUAGACUUAAGACAAGAGAUUAUUUAAAAAGAACAAAAACAAAACAGAACAGAAUUAUUGUUCAUAUCUGUUGCAUUACUUCCUCUAUCAAUGCACUGCUCUGGCCUUAAUGAGCGAGUUGCUGUGUCAGGAAAUACCGCCUCCUGGUUAUCUUCAGCUUUCCCGAACACACCGAAUGCACCAAUUGGGAGGCUAAUGCUAUGAAGCAUACUUAUACACUGCAUGCCCCUCUAUUCAUACUUAUUUAUAUUACUUCUCAAGUCAUUUCCUAUUCUGCCAGUGCCACGUCAUCCCUGCAACCCCAUUCCCACACUUUUUGGAGUCGCAGGGGUGACAUGGACCAAUUAGUGUAAACCAUAUAGCUCCAUUUGUCAUUGCCCAUUUUUGGGCUCCUCUUAUAUUGUUCCCUGAUUUUCUGGUUGUUCGAUAAUGACUUGUUCACAGACUCUUCUGACUUCUCAAAUCCUGACUUGGUUAGUCAUAUCGUAUUUUCAUAUUUCUGGUAUCCUGAUUUUGGCUUGUUUUACAGUUAUCCUUUCUCUCAUAUUUACGUUAAACACAGCCAUUCUAAGAUCCAAUAACAUGUCCUUCCUCUCUACAUAUUUGUGACAUAUACUUAGUAAGUUGCAUAGAGUAGCCAUGACAAUUUCUCAUCUGCUAAUUUUCAGGUGCGGGGUGUUCUCCCGGAAUCUGGGGGACAUAUUACCAUUGGUUUUACAAUUUGGCGGCCGAAAUGUUAAUAAGCCUUCGUUCUUUGUUUGAGAUUAGAUAUCUGAGAUCACUUCUCUGGAUGUUGACUGCCUGCAUUCUGUCGACUGUUGUCAUUCUCAUUUUAUUCAACCCAUCAGGUGAUUUUAAAUUAUUAACUAAAUCAUUCAUUUACUUGGAUGUUGGACCUUACUAUUUAGAAAAUGCAAUCAAUGUUUUUACCUUAAAGUCUCUGGGGGAAGAUAUAUCAAACAGUUGUGUUCUGAAAAGUGCUGCAGAGAUGUAAAAGUGGUAGAGUCAAUAAUGAAAUGUUCCUGCUGCGUACAAUGGUUUCGAUAGUGAUUGUCUUUCUAUUACAACUUUCCACCAAUUUCCACUGUCUUCUACUUUGCAUUCUAUGCACCCUGUGCCAUACCAAAAAAAAAAAAAAAAAUUAAAUAAAGUAAUGAGGAUGUCAUGGAAAGCCAAUUAAAGUAAUCCAAUCAAUUAAUACAAACCUGUCCAUAAAGCUCUACAAUGUGUUUCAAGUACUUGUGAAAUAUAAUAGUCUGUGUCUGAGAUUUGGAGACACUGACUAUAAGCUGUAGCAAAAAAAUGUUUUUGGCGGUUGUUAAGUACACUCAAUCUUCAAUAACUUAUAAUAACUUAAAUGCAUUUCAUAGUUUAAUAUAUUUAUUCAUAUGCAUAAAGCAGAUAGGAGGGAGCACUACUAUGGCUAUUAUAAACAUGAAUAUGUGUGUAACAAAAUGUUCAGUAGACUAGCAGAACUUAAAAAACACUCUGCCGUGCUCGCCAUUUUCAUUGUUUCUCAUUUAGAGCAUCUAUGCACUGAUAUGGACUUAAUAGACAAACUUACAAAGGCAGAGAGGUGGAUGGAUAGGUAGAUAUGAACACAGGUAUAUUGUUAGUAAGUAGAUUGUAGAAUAAAAAUAGAUAUGCUGCAAAUUAAGACCUGUUCAAACUGCUUACAAUAUUUAAUAGUUGUGAUUCUUUGUACCUUGUUUCUAGACCUUAUAUCUGUGGUUAUCAGAGAAGAAGAGGCAGGUAAGAUUAUGUUUCAUUAUCACACAAGCUCUAUUUAUUCAGUUCUUUUCUGUGUGUUUUCAAAAUUCAAUUUUGUAAAAAAAGUACAUUUUCAAUGCUUGCAUGUUUCAUGAAAUGUCUGGGUUCUUUAUAUAAAGUCAGCUGUGAUAUUGAACUUUGUUACUUUAGUAGACUGUUAAAUUAAGUGUAUUAUCAUUAUUUUGGAUUAUUAUUAUUAUUAGACUUGUGAAUGGGAGAAAAAAUUGGUUCGGCUAAAUCACUUUGUCAAAAAAAAAAGAAAAAGAAAAUAGUUUGGGUAGUCCAAAAGUUAUCUAUGCUGCUGUUUGCAGUGACUGAGUAUCAUCAAUGGAAAAAAAUAUAUAUAAAUAUUAUGUGCACAGUAAACAGGGUAAACAGGCAAAACACAUUUGUUUUAUUUCUUAUGGGAUUCAUAUUUAACUGUAGGUUAUAACAGAAUGGCACAAUCAUAAAACAAAACAUGGCAACAAAGAAAAGAAUGAAAUCACCCCUGUUCAAAAGUCUGCAUACCCUUAGUUCUUAAUACUGUGUAUUGCCCCCUUUAGCAUCAAUGACAGCGCACUGUCUUUUGUAUUAGUUGUCUAUUAGGCCUCUAAUUAUUGCAGGUGGUAUAGCUGCCCAUUUGUUUUGGCAAAAUGCCCAUGAAUGGUCGUCUUGCAUGAACCGCACGUUUGAGAUCUCCCCAGAGUGGCUUCAUGAUUUUAAGUUCAGGAGACUGUGAUGGCCACUUGAGAACCUUCACCUUUUUCUGCUGUAACCACUGGAGGGUAAACAUGGCCUUAUGAUUAGGGUCAUUGUCAUGCUGAAAAGUCCAAGAGCGUUCCCUGUGCAAGAGUGCAAAUUGUCUGCCAGUACUUUCUGAUAACAUGCUGCAUUCAUCUUGCCAUCAAUUUUCACAAGAUUCCCCGUGCCUUUAGAGCUCACACUACCCCAAAACAUCUGUGAGCCACCACCAUGCUUCACAGUGGGCAUAGGGUUGCCACCUUUUUUGGAAAAAAAUACCGGCCAUGCUAAUUUGUAUAAUUAAUUAUACAUGCGUGACAUCAUAGCACACAAUGUACAUAGAACGAGAACAUUUGGAAGCAGAAAUUCCCUAAAUCACUAAUAAAAUACUUACAAUGUUUGUAUUUUGUCUAACUGUGUGUAUAGUAUUGUGUAUGUGAGGCAGUGUGUGUGUAUAUACUGUCUGGAUGAGUGUAUGUGUGUGUAUAGCAAUGUGUUGUCUAAAUGUGCAUAUACAAACACACACGCAGACUGCUAAAUACACACACAUAUGUAGACUGCUGAAUACACAUACACAGACUGCUGAAUACACAUACACAGAUAGACUGCUGAGUACACACACAGACUGCUAAAUAUGCAGAGACUGCUGAAUACACACACAAACUGCCAAAUAUGCAGACACUGCUGAAUACACAGACUGCUGAAUACACACAAAGACUGCUGAAUACAUACACACACACUGCUGAAUACAUACACACACAGAGAGACUGCUGAAUACAUACAUACCGACUGCUGAACACACACACACACACCGACUGCUGAAUACACACAGAGACUGCUGAAUACACACACAGACUGCUUAAUACACUCACACAGACUGCUGAGUACACACACACAGGCUGCUGAAUAGACACACACAUACUGCUGAAUACACACACAGACUGCUGAAUACAUUCACACAGACUGCUGAGUACACACACACAGAGACUGCUGAAUACAUUCACACAGACUGCUAAAUACAUACACACAGACUGCCGAAUACACACACACACUGCCAAAUACACACACACACUGCUGAAUACAAACACACACACACACAUACCUGCUCUCUGGACUCAGGUCCUGCUGCCAAUCUUCCAUCUGCUUGUCCUGUAGUUCCUGUUCCUCCAACUCCUCCCAUGUGUAUUCUGUUAGUGGAGAGGGCAGAGACAUGCAGCAAUCCCAUCUCAGUCCUCUCCACACAGCUCUAGCAGAAACAAGUUUUGCUAGCACGGCCUUAGAGCACUGCACACCCUGGUGGCCGGUGCUGAUAUUGCAGCACAUUCUCUUCAAAGAAAAAUACUGGCAAUCGUAUUGUCGGUAUUUUUGCAAUACCGGCACUGACCACACAGCUUCAAAUGCUGACUGUACCGGUAAAAUACCGGCCAGGUGGCAACCCUAAGUGGGGAUGGUAAUCUUUUCACUGUUGGCCUUGUUUACCCCUCUCCAAAAAAAGAGCUUCAUGUUGUGACCAUAAAACUCUAUUUUGGUCUUGUCACUCUAAAUUACAGUGUGCCAGAAGCUGUGAGGCAUGUCAAGGUGUUGUCAGGUAUAUUGUAACCAGCAGGGCCGGCCUUAGGCCUUUAGACGCCCUGUUUGAAAAAUCUUCACAGCGCCCCCAACUCGUCAUCCAUGUAUGAUGUAAUGUUUGUGUUGUCUGUGUCUUUGUGUUGUCUGUGAUAGUAGGUGUGAUGACUGUGUGUGAUAUGUAUGCUGUCUCUCUGUGUGUGUAUAUUUGUAAUGGGUGUAUUAACAGUGUGUGAUAUGCGUGUAUUGGUUGUAUGUGAUACACACACACGCACACACACACAGAGUAAGACGGCCAUACACACACAGGAAGACAUCCACACACACACAGGCAGACAGUCACGCACACACACACACACGCAAACAGUCACACACACAGGCAGACAGUCACGCACACACAGACACACACAAGCAGACAGUCAUACACACAGGCAGUCAUGCACACACACACACACAGGCAGUCAUGCACACACACAUGCAGACAGUCAUACACACACACACACACACACACACAGGCACACACACACACACACACACAGAGGCAGACAGUCAUAGACACAGGCAUACACACAGACACACACACAGUCAUACACACAGACACACAAAGGCAGACAGUCACACACACACACAGGCAGACAGUCAUACACACAGACACACACACAGAGGCAGUCACACACACACACACACACAGACACACAGACACACACACAGGCAGACAGUUCUUUUUUUUUUUUAUUCCGUCCGGCCAUGUGUGAGCUGUGUCGGCCGCAGGGCGCCCCCUGCUCCAUGGCGCCCUGUGCGGCCGCACAGCUCGCACACCUCUAAGGCCGGCCCUGGUAACCAGGCUUUUUUGUGGCAUUGGCGCAGUAAAGGCUUCUUUCUGGCAACUCGACCAUGCACAUUUUUGUUCAACUAUCGUCACAUUGUGCUCCUUGAAACAACCACACCGUCUUUUUCCAGAGCAGCCUGUAUUUCUCCUGAGGUUACCUGUGGGAUUUUCUUUGUAUCCAGAACAAUUCUUCUGGCAGCUGUGGCUGAAAUCUUUCUUGAUCUACCUGACCUUAGCUUGAUAUCAAGAGAUCCCCGAAUUUUCCACUUCUUAAUAAGUGAUUGAACGGUACUGACUGGCAUUUUCAAGGCUUUGGAUAUGUUUUUUAUAUCCUUUUCCAUCUUUACAAGGUUUCAUUGCCUUGUUACACAGGUCUUUUGACAGUUCUUUUUUGCUCCCCUUGGUUCAGUAUAUAUAGCCUGCUCAGUGCAUCCACGUGAGAGCUAACAAACUCAUUGACUAUUUCCACACACACACUAAUUGUAAUUUAAAAAGCCACAGGUAUGGAAAAUUAACCUUUAAUUGCCAUUUUAACCUGUGUGCCCCCAGACUGACAGGAGGAGAGACCACUAUGUGAGGUGGGGGGGGGGAUGGAGGAGAGACCACUUUGGGAGGGAAUGAGGAGAUACCACUAAGGAGGUAGGGGUGGUGGAGGAGAGACCACGAUUGGAGGGGAGGGGUGAGGAGAGACCACUAUGGGAGGGAUGAGGAGAGAACUCUAAGAGAUGUAGGGGUGGAGGAGAGACCACUAUUGUUACUAUGAAGGGGGGGGGGGAGGAUAGACCACUUGUGUGUCUGUAACAAGGCCAAACAUUCAAAGGUAUGUAAACUUUUGAUCAGGGCCAUUUGGGUGAUUUCUGUUAUCAUUAUGAUUUAAAAAUGAGCCAAACAACUAUGUGAUGAUAAAUGGCUUCAUAUGAUCACUAUCCUUCAAUAAAAUAAAUUUUUUUGCAUUAUCAGUAAUAUUUUCAAAAUCAAUUCCAAAAUUUCACAAGGGUUUCAGGGUAUGCAAACUUUUGAGCAACUGUAUAUUUUUAUUACAUUUAUCAAGAGAUAAAAGGUAUCCAACAGAGGGAAAAGAGGACACAUACAGGGAGUGCAGAAUUAUUAGGCAAGUUGUAUUUUUGAGGAUUAAUUUUAUUAUUGAACAACAACCAUGUUCUCAAUGAACCCAAAAAACUCAUUAAUAUCAAAGCUGAAUAUUUUUGGAAGUAGUUUUUAGUUUGUUUUUAGUUAUAGCUAUGUUAGGGGAUAUCUGUGUGUGCAGGUGACUAUUACUGUGCAUAAUUAUUAGGCAACUUAACAAAAAACAAAUAUAUACCCAUUUCAAUUAUUUAUUAUUACCAGUGAAACCAAUAUAACAUCUCAACAUUCACAAAUAUAAAUUUCUGACAUUCAAAAACAAAACAAAAACAAAUCAGUGACCAAUAUAGCCACCUUUCUUUGCAAGGACACUCAAAAGCCUGCCAUCCAUGGAUUCUGUCAGUGUUUUGAUCUGUUCACCAUCAACAUUGCGUGCAGCAGCAACCACAGCCUCCCAGACACUGUUCAGAGAGGUGUACUGUUUUCCCUCCUUGUAAAUCUCACAUUUGAUGAUGGACCACAGGUUCUCAAUGGGGUUCAGAUCAGGUGAACAAGGAGGCCAUGUCAUUAGAUUUUCUUCUUUUAUACCCUUUCUUGCCAGCCACGCUGUGGAGUACUUGGACGCGUGUGAUGGAGCAUUGUCCUGCAUGAAAAUCAUGUUUUUCUUGAAGGAUGCAGACUUCUUCCUGUACCACUGCUUGAAGAAGGUGUCUUCCAGGAACUGGCAGUAGGACUGGGAGUUGAGCUUGACUCCAUCCUCAACCCGAAAAGGCCCCACAAGCUCAUCUUUGAUGAUACCAGCCCAAACCAGUACUCCACCUCCACCUUGCUGGCGUCUGAGUCGGACUGGAGCUCUCUGCCCUUUACCAAUCCAGCCACGGGCCCAUCCAUCUGGCCCAUCAAGACUCACUCUCAUUUCAUCAGUCCAUAAAACCUUAGAAAAAUCAGUCUUGAGAUAUUUCUUGGCCCAGUCUUGACGUUUCAGCUUGUGUGUCUUGUUCAGUGGUGGUCGUCUUUCAGCCUUUCUUACCUUGGCCAUGUCUCUGAGUAUUGCACACCUUGUGCUUUUGGGCACUCCAGUGAUGUUGCAGCUCUGAAAUAUGGCCAAACUGGUGGCAAGUGGCAUCGUGGCAGCUGCACGCUUGACUUUUCUCAGUUCAUGGGCAGUUAUUUUGCGCCUUGGUUUUUCCACACGCUUCUUGCGACCCUGUUGACUAUUUUGAAUGAAACGCUUGAUUGUUCGAUGAUCACGCUUCAGAAGCUUUGCAAUUUUAAGAGUGCUGCAUCCCUCUGCAAGAUAUCUCACUAUUUUUGACUUUUCUGAGCCUGUCAAGUCCUUCUUUUGACCCAUUUUGCCAAAGGAAAGGAAGUUGCCUAAUAAUUAUGCACACCUGAUAUAGGGUGUUGAUGUCAUUAGACCACACCCCUUCUCAUUACAGAGAUGCACAUCACCUAAUAUGCUUAAUUGUUAGUAGGCUUUCGAGCCUAUACAGCUUGGAGUAAGACAACAUGCAUAAAGAGGAUGAUGUGGUCAAAAUACUCAUUUGCCUAAUAAUUCUGCACUCCCUGUAGUAAAUAUAUAUAUGUAUAUAUUAUAUGGUUAUACACCUAUUUGCAUUGGAGUAGUACAUAACUGACAAUAAAAUACAAAAAUAAAAACUACAGCAAGCAAAAUAAACUUGAUAAAUUAAAGCCUUAACUUGUACAGUUCUUUACGUUCUUAAGAGGACUUAAAUCUGUGAUUGAUGUUAAAUUUGUGGAUUUAAAUAAAAAAUAUUAAUUGUUGUAACAUGUCUUCUUGAUCUGGAUUACUCACUAAUCGUUAAAAAUGAUAUAAUUCCCACCUAAUCUUUUCAAAUCCAUUAAAAUAUUCUGAUGCGGUUAUAUAAAGAAACAGAUUUGUGAUGGGUUGUAAUUCAUAUGAGUCAGACUACUGUCUAUGCACAGAUUUUUGAAAAUUAAAUUUGCAUUAGGAUGCUUGCAUUAGUUUUGGGUGAUGGUAGGUGUCCUCAUGCAUGAGGACGUCCACCGUCGGGCGACCAAAAGUCAUCUAAUGACCCGGAAGUCCUUCUAUUGGCUGUUUAGUAGACAGCCACUAGAGGUGAAGCUAUCCCACAAAGCUAAUUAUUGCGGUUAUCCAGUGCCGGUGCAUCCUAUAAGCUACUAUAGAGAGCCCCAGGUGGCUGCAGUACUGCCCGGGCUGGCGCGUCCAUUAGGGCCCACCAGUCUGGGGGCACAAGAUAUGAGGGAUCGGCAGGAGGGAAGCGCACAGCGCUCCAUCCUGUCAGUCCCUCAGUGUAGCGUGGUCGAGCUCCACUCCAGACCGCAGUACAGCAUCUGUUUCCUCUGGCCAGACUGACAGGAGGAGAGACCACUAUGUGAGGUGGGGGGGGCGGUGGAGGAGAGACCACUUUGGGUGGGGGAUGAGGAGAUACCACUAAGGGAGGUAGGGGUGGUGGAGGAGAGACCACUAUGGGAGGGAGGGUGGGUGGAGGAGAGACCACUAUUGGAGGGGGGGAGUGAGGAGAGACCACUAUGGGAGGGGGGUGAGGAGAGAACACUAAGGGAUGUUGGGGGGUGGAGGAGAGAACACUAUGAGGAGGGGUGGAGAAUAGACCACUAAGGGAGGUGGGGGGUGGAGAAAAGAACACUAUGUGGGAGGGGCGUUGAGGAGAGACCACUAGAGGUGUGGGGACAGAAGAGACCACUAAGGGAGGUGGGUGGGUGCAGGAGAGACCACUAUGGAAUGGAGGUGGCAUGGAGGAGAGACCAUUAUGGGAAGGGGGGGGUUGAGGAGAGACCACUAAGGGUGGGAGGAGAGGAGAGUCCACUAAGGGAGGUAGGGGGGUAGAAGAGGAGAGGCCUUUAAGGGAGGGGGGAAAGAGAGUAGAGACCACUAAUGGGGUGGGGGAUAGGAGAGAUCACUAAGGGAUAGGGGAGUAGAGACACUAAGGAGCAGGGGAGAGCUCUAAGGGAUGGAAGGGAGAGCUCUGAAGGAUAGGGGACAAGAGAGAGCUCUAAGGGAUGGGGGGUAGGAGAGAGCACUUAGGGACAGGGGAGCACCAAGGGAUGGGGGGUAAGAGAGCACUCUAAGGGACGGGAGGGGAGAGCUCUAAAGGACAAGAGGGGAGAGAGGCUGAGGACGUAGGGAAAGAGAAGCACAAAGGGGUUGGUAGGACUCAGCCCCUAUCCUACCACACAAACUCUCUAUUUUACACUACACACACACAAAAUGCAUCCCUAUACAUACACAGAAACACACAAUGCAUCCCUACACACAAAGAAACACACCAUGUAAACACACCAGUACUGAAGACCAUAUCUCCAGAAGGAGAAUUCAGAGAAGGGCUACUAAACUGGUUUAUGGAUUGCAGGAUAAAACUUACAAGGAAAGGUUAAAGGAACUUAACAUGUAUAGCUUGUAGGAAAGACCAGACAGGGGGAUAUGAUAGAAACAUUUAAAUAAAUAAAGGGAAUCAACACAGUAGUAGUAAGGAGGAGAGUAUAUUUAAAAGAAGAAAAACUACCACAACAAGAGGACAUUGUCUUAAAUUAGAAGGGCAAAGGUUUAAAAAUAAUAUCAGGAAGUAUUAGUUUACUGAGAGGGUAGUGGAUGCAUGGAAUAGCCUUCCAGCUGAAGUGGUAGAGGUUAACACAGUAAAGGAGUUUAAGCAUGCGUGGGAUAUGCAUAAGGCUAUCCUAACUAUAAGAUAAUUCCAGGGACUAAUGAAAGUAUUUUAAAAAAAUUGGGCAGACUAGAUGGGCCGAAUGGUUCUUAUCUGCCGUCACAUUCUAUAUUUCUAUGUUUACAUAAAGAAACACACAAUGCAUCCCUUGCAUACACAGAAAAACACACUCAAACACAAUGCAUAUCUUACACACACUCAAUGCACCCCUUACAGACACACGCACUGCAUCCCUUACAUACACAGAAACACAACUUGCAUCCCUUACUCAUACAAACACAGAUUCACACAAUGCAUCCCUUACACACAUCCAGAAGCAUGCAAUACAUCCCUUACACACAUCCCUAACACACAUACUGCUUCCACUACACACACACUGCAUCACCUACACAAACUGGUAUCCCUAUACACUACAUUCCAUAAGCACAUACUUUAGAUCCUCUACAAUAACACGUAACACAUCCCCUACACACUCCACUCCCUGGGAGCGAACUCAUGGGUGGAACAUGUAGGUGGACUUAUGCCUUAUGGGCAUACUCACCGUGAGGCCCUGGGGCCCAGACCUUGAGCUGUGUAAAAGGCCCCAAAAAUGGAGCUGCUUCUCUGAGAACAUUUUUUUUGACCACAGUUACAAACAGCCUCCAGAGAGCCUGUUCUAUAUCAGACAGGUGGAGCAAGACUGCAGCCAGAGCCCAUCAUUAUCCUCAUCUGGUUGUACGUAGGCAAUCUAGUAUAAUAUUAGUGACACUAAUUUCCAAUUUACCUCACAUUAAAGGGACAUUAUAGUCCUCAGAACCACUGCAGCUUAAUGAAGUGGUUCUGGUGUCUAUAGCCUGUCCCUGCAGGCUUUUUAAUGCAAACACACACUGUGUGCAGUACUGGCGUUAGUUCAUAUGGCAGAUCAUAUGGGUGGGGCAUUGUGAUGUUUUGGUUUUUUUGCCCGGCCUUGCGGUUAUCCCACAAAGCUAAUUAUUGCGGUUGUCCCGCCAAGUUUGUGAGAAGUGAAGCAUAUUGUUGCUAGGUAUCAUUUUAGCUCUGCAGAAUGCUUUGUAAUUUGUGUUUUAUGAAAAACAUUGCAUGACUAGUUUUUCCUAGGCAUGUGCAUGGGGAAAAUUUUUGGUUCGGUUCAGCAUUCCGAAAAUUGUGACUUUCGCAAUUCGGGACUUCAGCAAUUCGGCACUUCAAAACUUCGGAACUUCGGCACUUCAGCACUUCGGCACUUAGACCCUUCGGAAAUUCGGCAAAUUCGGCAUUUCAGCAGUUCGGAAUUUCGGAACUUCAGCAUUUCGGGACUUCGGCACUCCGAGACUUCUCUUGCAGCUGCUUAGUAGAUAACUCCCUAAUUCCCACGGUAUUAGGGAGUUAUCUACCAAAAAGCUGGAAGACCUAAAUUGGUCUUUCAGCCAAAUUUACUAAUACUAAGUAAAAAUGACUUAGUAUUAGUAAAUUUUGCCCCUACUCGCUAGGGUCUAGUAAACAGCUUGUGGCUGCUCACAGUGAAAAAAAAAAAAAAUGUGGUCCCCCCUCGACGCGCGAGUGGGUGCUUUUAAACGAAAGGGCCCCCCAGCCCCCACCCCUGAGCGGCGGGUGGGGGCCCUAACGUAAAAUGAUGAGGGGGAACCUAUUGUCCUCCCCCCCAGCCCCCACCCCUGAGCGGUGGGUGGGAGCCCUAAAUACUAAUAAGGGGGGGACCUAAUGUCCUCCCCCUUGGCCUCCACCCCUGAUCGGCGGAUGGGGGCCCUACAGUAAAAUAAGGGGGGCCUGAUGUCCUCCCCCCUGGCCCGCACCCCUGAGCGGUAGGUGGGGGCCCUAAAUACUAAUAAGGGGGGACACCUAAUGUCCUCCCCCCUGGCCCCCACCCCUGAGCGGCGGGUGGGGGCCCUAAAUACUAAUAAGGGGGGACACCUAAUGUCCUUCCCCCUGGCCUCCACCCUUGAGCGGCGUGUGGGGGCCCUAAAUACUAAUAGGGGGGUCCUAAGGUCCUCCCCCCUGGCCCCCACCCCUGAGCGCCGAGUGGGGGCCCUAAAUACUUAUAGGGGGGGACCUUUUGUCCUCACCCCACCAAUCAGAGUGCUCUGAGCCUAAUUGCAGAGCUCAGUCUGCGCGGAGCCCUCGCCGGGUGAAGAUGGAUUUUUUUCUUUUUGCGCUCGUUUUUUUUUUUAAAUUUCGUCGGUUAUUAUGGAUUUUUUAUUUGGCCUUUUUUGGGGCUGAAAAAAAGAAGAAUUUAGAAGAAAGAAAACAUCGAAUGGUAAGUUUUUAUUUUUUUACAGGUACUUAGUUAAAGGUCCCCCCCUCAUUAUUUUUAGGGUGAGGGGGGUAGGUAGGGAGUUAAUUAUUUUUCAGGGGAGGGGGUGACUAGGGGUUUGGGGACCCCUAGUCACCUGGGGGGGUUAUUUUUUUAUUUAGGGCCCCCACCCACGCCGCUCAGGGGUGGGGGCCCUUAUUAGUAUUUAGGGCCCCCACACGCUACUCAGCAGUGAGGGCCAGGGGGGAGGACAUUAUGUCCCCCCCUUAUUAGUAUCUGGGGGCCCCAACCCAUAGCUCAGGGAUGGGGGCCAGGGGGGAGGACAUUAGGUCCCCCCCUUAUUCCAAUUAAGGGCCCCCACCCGCCGCUCAGGGAUGGGGGCCAUGGGGGAGCACCUUAGGUCCCCCCCUUAUUAGUAUUUAGGGCCCCCACCCACUACUCAGGGAUGGGGGCCAGGGUGGAGGAUCUUAGGUCCCCCCCUUAUUAGUAUUUAGGGACCCCACACGCCUCUCAGCGAUGGGGGCCGGGGGGAGGACAUUAUGUCCCCCCUUAUUAGUAUUUAGGGGCCCAAACCCAUAGCGCAAAUUGUCGACGAACACCGCUGGGCAUUCGUACAUCCAAGAUGGCCGCCGCCUUGCGGUCGGCAUACGAACGACGACCACCUAGUCGGCAUUCGACAAUUAGGAAGUGUCUCUGGUUAACCACAACGUUCUGAUUAGGCCAAGAUGUUAACAAGCAGCACACUUCCAUUAGGUCCCCCCCUUAUUCCAAUUAAGGGCCCCCACCUGCCGCUCAGGGGUGGGGCCAGGGGGGAGGACAUUAGGUUCCCCCCCUUAUUAGUAUUUAGGGCCCCCACCCGCCGCUCAGGGGUGGGGGCCAGGGGGUAGGACAUUAGGUCCCGCCCCUUAUUAGUAUUUAGGGCCCCCACCCACCGCUCAGGGGUGGGGGCCAGGAGGGAGGACAUUAGGUCCCCCCCUUAAUCCAAUUUAGGGCCCCCACCUGCCUCUCAGGGGUGGGGGCCUGGGGGGAGGACAUUAGGUCCCCCCUCUUAUUAGUAUUUAGGGCCCCCACCCACCGCUCAGGGAUGGGGGCCAGGUGGGAGGACAUUAGGUCCCCCCUUAUUCCAAUUUAGGGCCCCCACCCGCUGCUCAGUGGUGGGGGCCAGAGGGAGGACAUUAGGUCCCCCCUUAUUAUAAUUUAGGGCCCCUACCUGCCGCUCAGGGGUGGGGGCCAGGGGGAGGACAUUAGGUCCCCCCUUAUUCUGAUUUAGGGCCCCCACCUGCCGCUCAGGGGUGGGGGCCUGGGGGCAGGACAAUAGGUCCCCCCCCAUUAUUUUACAUUAGGGCCCCCACCCGCCGAUCAGGGGUGGUGGCCGGGGGGGGGGGGGCAAUAGGUUUUUUUGUUUAACAGUGAGCAGCCACAGGCUGAUCACUGUUUAAUUGACAUGCUGCUACUCACGGUAUAGCGAGUAGGUGCAUAAUUUACUAAUACUAAGUAAUCUUUACUUAGUAUUAGUAAAUUUGGCUGAAAGACCAAUUUAGGUCUUUCAGUCUUUUAGUAUAUAGCUCCCUAAUAUCGUGUGAAUUAGGGAGUUAUCUACUUAUUCAUUCCUGUCAUUACAUUGACUGGCUAAGUAACUUACAUUUUAUAUGAAUGUAUGUUACUUGAUUGUUGUAAGUGUUGCAAAUUCUUCUUCUUUCACUGGGUAAGUAUAAUAGUACUUAGGCAAUACUGUGCUUAGGAACUUCGGCACUUCGGAACUUCGGCAACUUCGGAACUUCGGCACUUCAACACUUCGGUAAUUUCGGAACUUCGGGACCUCGGCAAUUCGGCACUUCGGCAAUUCGGACAUUCGGAAGUACCCGAAUGUGCUAAUUGCCCGAAAUUCAUCCGAAUUCAUAUUCGGACCGAAACUAAUUGCUCAUGUCUAGUUUUUCCCCUCUCUAAGUAAUUUAUUAUGAAGAUGCUAGGUCAUAUCAGUUUAUAUCAAGGAGUGAUCUAGGUACAGUAGUCCCAUACAUUUUCCCCAGAAGUUGUAGGGUUAAAUACACCUCUAAUGGAUGUCUUCCUGAUAGCCACUAGAGGUGCUUCUGCUGUACUGCAAAACACAGAAAAAGGUGACAGCACACACUUUAAUUUUCCAGGGUCUGAUUGUUGUUUUUCAAAAACGUGACUGUAGACACGGUGCUUUUUGUAGCCUCUUCUUAUAUUGACAAUGUGCUCACUAAUAUGGCUCUUAAAAGACCGAGAUAUUUUACCACUGGUGUAACUACCAUGGUUGCAGGGGUCGCAGCUGCGACAAGGACCGUCAUUUCAGAGGGCCUGGCUGCCUGUCGACCCCUGCGAUCAUGGGUACACCGGCGUAACUUCAGGGCCAGUGCACGAUCACACCGGCACGGGAUGCACAGUGACAGGGUAACCGGUAGGAAGGGAGCACACAAUACAGUAUUCCCCUCUUGCAGGUCUCUGUAGUAGCAUGGCCAAGCGGACUGUGGUCUAAUAGGAAGUGUUUACUGAGAGACUACUUCCUGUCAGACAUGGUACCGCAGUCUGCUCUGCCGUGGAGUCAGCUGGUACAGGGGAAAGGAGGACGGGGUAGAGACACAUGGAGAGGCUGGUGUUAGAGAUAGGAGAGACACAUGAAAAGGCUGGAAAUAGGAAAGACACAUGGGGGAGUGGGAAGGGAAAUGAGACACAAGGAGGGUAUGGGGGGAAUGAGACACAUGGAGGGACUAAGAGGAAGAAUGAGAGACGUGAAGGGGCUGGGGAGGGAAUAAGACAUAUGGAGGGCCUGGGGGAAUGAGACAUAUGGGAAGAUGUGGGAGAGACACAUGGAGGGGCUAAGGGGGUUGAGACACAUGGAGCGGGGUUGGAGACACACAUGGAGGGUCUAGGGUAAAGAGAAACAAGGAGGGCUGGGGAAAUGACACAUGGAAGGGCUGGGAAAAUAAUACAUGGAGGGACUGGGGGCAGGGUGGGAUGAGACACCUGAGAGACUGAGGGGGGAAUGAGACAUGUGAAGGGCCUGGGGGGGGAAGAGACACGUGGAGGAGCUAAGGGGGAAGAAUGAGACACAUGGAAGGGCUGAGAGGGAAUGAGACUCCGGGGCUCUGUAGUUUCUAGAUAUGUCUCUGUGUUUUACACACGUUUUGGUGCUCACAUGGGCAAGUGAGGAGGUAGAUAACAUUGACUGAAUGACAGGUGAUGAAGGAGUUGAUCUUAUAUGUUUUUUUUAUUAACAAAGGAUCUAAAGCUUGGUGUUGUCUUCUAUGUUUUGAUUUCAAUACAAGCAUUACAUAAACCACAUCUAAAAAAAACAACCUUUUUAGUAUCCUUAAAACUGUUUAAUAAAAUUAUUCUAAUUUGCUUCUCUUUGUUUUGGAAGGUAUCAAUUUGUGCUUGAAGUGUUUUGCUAAAAAUACAUUUAGGUUGUUGUCAUACAAAAUCUUUCAAAUCUGAGUCCUGUAACAAAAUAUGCCAGUGUUUGAAAAAUAUUUUUCUCACUGAUCCUAUAUUCCAAGAGUAAUUUAAAAUGAAUGGAAUCUCAGAUUCUUUUAAAAAUAAUUUUCCUCAUCUUUCCGUUUAUUCUAAAAGUGAUUGUCUGGACAUUUUUAAAACCCAAUCAAGUUCCUCUUACAAGAACUCUUUUUUAUAUUAUUUCUGUAAAAACUGAAUGUCUAAAAGUUUAGCUUGUUGUAAAAACUCACUGUACUCUGUAAGUGUUAUGGCACCCUGGGCAUAAAAAGGGUUAAAGCCGUGUAAGAUGUUCCCUUUCUGAAUACAAAGGCAGCUACCAAUCACUCCAAACAGCUGAACAGAAAUCAUACGAAUCAAUCACACCAUAAGAAUGCUCCAAACGGCCAAAUGGGAGAAAACCGUACGAAUAAAUCCCCAAAAAGUACGAGACAAAGCUCUGUAUUGAGGGUCAGCAGGAAUCUGGUUUAAUGUGGGCUACCUGCCCGGUAUUUAUGCAGGUCUUCCACCAGGUGGACACUCCCCUAAGGGACCUGGUGGAAAACUGGUAUAAAAUAAUACAGUAACCAGUCAGAGCAUGGUAGAGAUAAACACUCCCACCGGCAUAUUGUAAACCCUCCUCUCUAUCCUGGAGAUAAUUGGGAAGUAACUCAAUUAUCUCCAAGGAUAGAGGCUAAGACUCCAUUUUACACGUGGUGAUGAAAACACACAAAAAUAUAUAAUAUAAAAGCUACCGAACAAAAUAUGGGCAUUCGACACAUCCCGAAAUAGCUUAGAUCUGAGCGCACAUUAUUACCGAGUGGCCAAAGUCUUUCACAUAGUCUUUCGUUAUACGAAUGGGCUCCAUGGCAUAGCUAUCUGGGGUAAGUCCAUUCGUGCAGAAAAGUACCGAGUGGGCCGGCGUUCGUAUGCUGGAUGAACAGAAGAAGGGAGGUUGGUGGCUUCAGCAGUGUUCAUGAGAAAUAGUGUCUGUUUUUAGUUCCAUUAAAUUGUCGACGAACACCGCUGGGCAUUCGUACAUCCAAGAUGGCCGCCGCCUUGUGGUCAGCAUACGAACAACAACCACCCAGUCGGCAUUCAACAAUUAGGAAGUGUCUCUGGUUAACCACAACGUUCUGAUUAGGCCAAGAUGUUAACAAGCAGCACACUUCCAUGCUGGGUGGCCGGCCGUUCAGCAGUUGUUCGGUAAAAUGAAGAAAUAAACGUGGGGGCUGUAUGGACAGGGAAAUAGCCGAACAAACAGACGAAUGAAGGGAAAAUAAAAGUAAUUCACAGGCAGAUGGUUCUGUCACAAUAAGCUUUCUUGUUAUACGUGGCAGUUGUCCUUCAGGGAUAUUCUUAAGCCAUGGUGAGUAAUGGUAAAUGUUGAUCUCAAUUUAACAAUUGACAUUAACCUGUUUGAAAAACAUAUGCAUAUUUAAAACAUUAAUUUUUACACAGAUCUUAUGAUUUAAAAAAAUAAGUUUUGGGUGCUAAUAUUAAAGGAACACUAUAGUCACCUAAAUUACUUUAGCUAAAUAAAGCAGUUUUAGUUUAUAGAUCAUUCCCCUGCAAUUUCACUGCUCAAUUCACUGUCAUUUAGGAGUUAAAUCACUUUGUUUCUAUUUAUGCAGCCCUAGCCACACUUCCCUGGCUAUGAUUGACAGAGCCUGCAUGAAUAAAAAACUGGUUUCACUUUCAAACAGAUGUAAUUUACCUUAAAUAAUUGUAUCUCAAUCUCUAAAUUGAACUUUAAUCACAUACAGGGGGCUCUUGCAGGGUCUAGCAAGCUGUUAACAUAGCAGGGGAUAAGAAAAUAUUAAUUAAACAGAACUUGCAAUAAAGAAAGCCUAAAUAGGGCUGUCUUUACAGGAAGUGUUUAUGGAAGGCUGUGCAAGUCACAUGCAGGGAGGUGUGACUUGGGUUCAUAAACAAAGGGAUUUAACUCCUAAAUGGCAGAGGAUUGAGCAGUGAGGCUGCAGGGGCAUGUUCUAUACACCAAAACUGCUUCAUUAAGCUAAAGUUGUUCAGGUGACUAUAGUGUCCCUUUAAAAAUAAAUUUAAUAACCCACGUAUUUGAACUUAAAAAAAUCAAGGAAAAAAAAUUUAAUUCUCACUACUUCCUUUCAAACAGAAAAUAUAUUGUCAAUAUACUGCUUAUAGAGGACCAAGUUCGUGCCAAAUAUAGGUCCUCCAUAUAUAAACUGGGUUUUUCCAUUAGGACAUAAAUACAUGAGCAUAUCUUGGUGCAAACCUAGUCCCCAUAAUGGUAUCUUGCCACCGUAGAUAAAAAAACCCAAAAACAAUUGUUUCGUAAAAUCAUUUUUAUUUCUUCCAACCAAAACAAAGUAUGUUUCUCUGUAUAAAUCUGAGAUUUCCUUCUAUAGUGCCUUACAGCUUCACACUGUUUGUUGUGAUCAAUAAUGGUGUAUAAGCUAGGUACAUCACAUUCAAUGCUUUCCUAUGAGAAUAGGAUAAUUGCGGGGCAAAAUAUAAAAAAUUAUCUGACAAUUUGCUGCACAUGCACAUCAGUUACCCAAUGCUUCUCUAUAAGGAGAACUGGAUUGGACCACUGCUGAUGAGAGAGGCGAUGCCUUCUUGUUUACAACACAGUCAUUUAUGGAACACAGGUGGUGGGGGACCUGUAUAAAACUAGGAACAAGAGCACUAAAGUGUUAGGAAUGCAAGUUUGUAUGCCUAUACUACAGUGUUCCUUUAAUGUUAAUGUUAACCCCUUAAGGACACAACUUCUGGAAUAAAAGGGAAUCAUGACGGAAUAGUUCCGUCAUGUGUCCUUAAGGUGUUAAGCAGGUCAAGAUGAAUGUUCCAAGUGAGGUAGAUAUUUGUGAAGAUAUAUAAGAAAUGUAUUUAGCCCAAAGUUUUACAUUCCUGUUUUUAUAGUUGCAGAGGUUCGAUUAGUGAAUGGAGAGACCCGCUGCCAAGGACGAGUGGAAGUUUUAUAUAAUGGAACUUGGGGAACAGUAUGUGAUGAUGAUUGGGACAUUGUUGAUGCCAAUGUGGUUUGCCGACAGUUGGGCUGUGGCAAUGCUUUUGCGGUACCUUUUCGACUCUCUUUUGGCCAAGGAACUGGACCAAUUUUUUUAGACAAUGUUGACUGCAAAGGGAAAGAAAUUGCGCUGAGCCAAUGCAGGAGUCUUGGAUGGGGAAUACACAACUGUUACCACUACGAGGAUGUUGCUGUCACCUGCAAUGGUAAAAAGGUUUGGCUCCAGUUUCUCAUAGAAAAUGAUUAUAGGAUAACUUUUAUCUUUUAAUUAAUUAUCUAUUCAGUUACUAGCAUAUUUUAGUUAGGUUAAAAUGUAUUUAAAAACAAAUAUUUAUUGAACACAAACUGUGAAUAAAACAUAGCUAAAAACAUGCACUAGUUUUAGAUCAAAACUAUUCACAGAACUGCAAGCUGGAAUGACUUGUGGAAUGUCUUGAAAAAUGUUGUAAAAAAUAACAACUUGAAAAAAACUCCUGCUCUACAGAACUGAAUAUCAUUUUCUACAUCUACUACUUUUGCCUAAAAAACUAAAGCCCUGUAUUUUCCCACACAGUCCUAAAGGCACACCAACAUUACAAGACUUAGUCAUUGACCUAAUACCUAUAAUGACAGGGGAAAGAGGGAGGAGGGUAUGGGGUCCUCUCCCAUGGCCCCCUCCUAUAUCGGUCAGUGGGGGCCCUAAUUAAUUAUAAAAUGUGAGGGGCUGGACAUGUCCCUAGCCACUGAGAGAGAAAGGGGUGACACUUCUUAUUAUUUGGGGGAGUGGACAAUGGCAUAUCCACCCCCCCCCCUAAUUUAUAAUUAAUCAGGGCCCCCACCCACCGGCAUGGGUGGAGGACAGGGGAGGUGACACUAUAGUUAUAAGGGCCCCCACCUGCCAGCAUGGGUGGGGGCUGGGGGAGGGGACACUAGGUACUCCCCUUUAUUAGAAAUAUUAGGGUAAUAUUAAGGUCAUUUCACUAAUGCCCUUUACCACAUAAUCAUUACAUGUCCAUUGUUUAUCAGCAAUCCUGUUAUUUGGUUGAGGUGAGCAGAGCACUCACUCCAGACCAUGCCCUUUGUGGGGCUGAGUGGGUGUGACUAAGAGAUUCCACGCCUAACCAAAAGUAUUCCAAAUCUAUUAUUACUUAUAGUUUAAUUGAAACAAGAAGCAGUUCUCAGGAUGUGAUUUCAUAUCUUGGAACCUACUACCUACCUAAUGCGCAGUCACACGCCAAGGGAGGGAAAAUGGGAAUGUUAUGCUACUCCUCCAACACUAGAUUCCAGGUCCCACAAACUGGAGCCCCUGCCCUUUUGUGAGCUAUGGGAGAAUAAGAGAGAGAUGAAUAAUAAAAAUGUGUGUGUCUUUGUGUGUGUAUCAUUGUAUGUAUAUAUUUGCAUGUUUUGUAUGUGUUAGUGUGUCUAUGUAUGUGUACUAGUGUAUCUGUGUUCAAGUGUGUGUUAAUGUUUGUGUUAUUAUAUGCGUGUGUUUGUAAUCAGGUUGAUGUGUGGUAAGUUAUACUUGUGUCUGAAUGGCUCAUUGGUGUCUAUAUGUGUGAGGUAGAUUUUAUGUGUGAGAGUGAAAAAUCACAUAUGUGUCACUACUUGUUGUGUUGUGCUGUCUGUGUAUGUGGACAAGUGAGAGACAUGCAAAUGUGUCUUAUCCAGAGCAGUACAAACUGUAAGAAAGGCCCUGCUGUUAGUAGGGAAGUGCUGCUCUUGGCUGUAGCUUUCUCCAACCAGGGCAUCGACAAGAUGAAAUCAGCAACUAAACAUUAGAGGAACAUUCUACGCAAGCUUUAGUGGCUAAAUUGCUUAGUCUCUGGAGGUCAUCUUCCCAAUAUAAUGUUAUUUAAGAAUGGCUGUUACCGGUGCCAAGAGACUGCUCCCAUCUUGACUGUGGAUUUAAAACUUACUCGUUAUGAAUGUCAAUUUCAUCUAACCUUGACAACAUGAAUUGGCUGAUUUAGCAAACUAUCUUCUAAUUUGAAUGUGCUAUAAACAUAAUUAUCAGGCACAAUGUGUGACUGUUGAACUGCUCCUUCCUUGUUGGGGGUUCAGGGCAGGUGGUAAUAUUGGGAAGGGCAUGUUUCCUCCCCUACUGCUCUCAGACUCCAUUAUGUGGCUCAUGCAUCAUGCCAGGAUACACACUCUACAGAGGUGGCACUUAGGUUGGGGGCAUGUCAGGUAGGCAUGGCCAAGGCUAACCUGUGAUUGGCUGCCUGCCAAUAAGGAAGGCCCACUGGGAGACAGGAGAAGGGAGACACGAUAAGGGGAUGUGAUAGGAGGUGUGGCUUGUAGUCAGCACCCUAUUAAAACCUCCUCUUCACCUAUUGCUUUGCUUAGUUGUCUGUGUUCACUACACACUCAUUUGGCAUUUUUUGAUUGCUCGAUAUCUGGAUUUCCUGACCAUUGUGCUUGUUUUCCUGUUCAUGACCCUUCAAGUAGCAGCAGCCGAUAUAAUAUGCAACUAGCAAGGUGUAGGUAGCUAGAUCUUAUUGUCUCCUAUUACACUUUUAUAAUAACCAUUUUAGUGAGUAAUGGCUGGUCAGUAACACUUCCCCAAAACACUGCAAAUGAGCCCUUAGUCUGUAAAAACUAAGUAAAGUGGAAAAUAAAAGAUAAAACUUGUCACAAUAAUAUAAUCCGUAACUUUCAUAGAAAGUAGCCUGCUACACGGUACAAUUUUUUUUCUAAAUACAUGUAUGUGUUUGUUUAAAUUCCUUCUUCCAGAGUUUUUACCAACAACUGCUGCUAAGGUGCAGUCCACAAAAGCUGCCUCAACGUCCUUACAAAAUGGCCUAAGUAAGUAAAACAUGUAUUUUUGUUUGUUGAUGUAACAAUAUAGUAUAUGUAUAAAAUUUGUAAAUACAUGCCGGGACCCCAGCUAAGACCCCAACAUGUAAAAAGAGGAAACCAAUCUGCUACCUCACACUGAAAGAGUCUGUGUCUAAAACUGUGAUGUUCAUAAAACUCUUCAUAUACAGAGUACCAAGAGAUGACCAACCUGCUAGCCCUAUUUCUGCCCCCUGAAGGAGUUAACCAUAGCCCCAUAUUAUAAUGAAUUCCAGGAGAUACCCAGUCACUUCACCUUCUGUUUGCCUCUAGAGAUGUUAACAACUUCAUAUACAUAAGGCCCAGAGAUGUCCAGAUUACUGGCAGAAGGAGCUAACUAUUUUAUGCAUAGGGGCCCAAGAGAUGCUCAGUUAGGUGGCACUAUAUUUUCUCCUUGAAGAAGUGAACACCAUAAAGGGUUAGGGAGCCAGUCUCCUGGACCUGAAAGUAUUUCUUACUAUCAUACUCUGUGACUUAAGUUUCCAAAGCCUCUAGUCACCCCUUAUACAUAACCCUACCUACUUUCCCCAUAUUAAUAACAUUUAAUAGUGAAUGUAGUCAAGUAUUGAAAAUACUUAACCAACUGAAAAUUAACCUGUUAAAAAAGUAUUUUAUACUUACCGGUUGAAGUCUUGAUUGAAUAUCUUAUUUCAGCCAUCAGAAUGUCCAAGAAAAUCUAUUAUAUCUUGAUACAACUAUAUGAAAAUACAAAAUGGCCUUCUCCAUCUCAAAUAUUCAGUCAGGGGACCGUGAUUGUUAUGAUUAUUAUGACACCAGCAUAUUCCCCUGCACUUUAUAAUUAAUGAAAUUAGAUAUUUAGAUGUAAAAAGGCCCUGAUCAAACAAGCUUAAAAUCUAUGUGCUUGGAAGGCAAUCAAUUACAAUUUAUGCUGUGAUGAACUAGUUUUACUUCACCCGAGACUUGGCUUGUAAUGUUAUAGAAUAAGUCUCGUAUAAAGCUAAAAAAGGAAAACUGUGUCUUUGCUGUUGGAUUUUUGGUAGUAUGAUCUUAGAACUUGCAUGUAUCAUUUGGAAUUACAGCUCUUUGUGUACUAUGUAACCAGCAACAUCAUUUUUUUUUUUUUAGGAGAUGGUAGCAUCAGAUUGGUAAAUGGAGCAGACUCCUGCCAAGGAAGAGUAGAAAUCUUCUACAAGGGAAACUGGGGCACAGUAUGUGAUGAUGAUUGGGGAAUGAGCGAUGCCAGUGUUGUGUGCAGACAGAUCCACUGUGGUCAAGCUUUAGAUUACAAGAGCAAUGCUUACUUUGGUUAUGGUACUGGAUUGAUACUACUGGAUAAUGUGAAUUGUGAUGGUUCUGAACCUUACCUUUCUGCAUGCUACAGCCUUGGUUGGGGAAUCCACAACUGCGGGCACCAUGAAGAUGCUGGAAUUAUAUGUACUGGUAAUUCACAAAAAAAUAUAUACAUAGUAAAGAUAAUUUUAAGAUGAAAACCUAUGUACACCUUAUGGCAGUUUGCUCUUUCAUCAUGUAUUAUUAUUGUGACCUACCAUCCAAAAUAUGUAAAUGAAACGUUUAUACACGCAUGUUAAUGUGACCUGGUGAUUAGAAGAUUGGAACAUUAGGUCCCCUCUCAGCCUAUUCCCAUGUCUUUCAGUAUGUCUUAUGUAUAUACAGUCAUGGGAAAAAGAAAGUACACCCACUUUGAAUUCUAGGGUUUUACAUAUCAGCACGUAAUAACAAUCAUCUGUUCCUUAGCAGGUCUUAAAAUGAGUUAAAUACAACCUGAGAUGUACAACAAUACAUGACAUACCCAGCGUCAUGAUUUAUUUAACAAAAAUAAAGCCAAAAUGGAGAAGACAUGUGUGGAAAAACUAAGCACACUCUUACUGCUUCCAUAGGAAUUAAGAGUCUAAGUAACAGGCAGUUGUUUUAAUCAAAUGCCCUUGAUUAAUUGAUCAUCAGCAAGUGUGACCACCUCUAUAAAAGCCAAAGUUUUUAGUGUGUGUUAACAGAAUGCCAAGGGGGAAAGACACCAGCGAUGAUCUUAGAGAAGCAAUUGUUGCUGCCCAUCAAACUGGGAAUGGUCACAAGGCUGCUUCCAAACAAUUUAAAGUCUAUCAUUCUACAAUAAGAAAGAUUAUUCAAAGGUGGAAACAUUCAAAACCGUUGCCAAUCUUCCCAGGAGUGAACGUGCCGGCAAAUUCACCCCAAGGUCAAACUGUGCAAUGUUCAAAAAACCCAAGAGUUACAUCUCAGACUCUACAGGCCUCAGUUAGCAUGUUAAAUGUUAACGUUCAUGACAGUACAAUUAGAAAAAGACUGAAUAUGUAUGGUUGGUUUGGAAGGAUUGCCAGGAGAAAGCCUCUUGUCUCUAAAUAAAAGAUGGCAGCAUGGCAUAGGUUUGCAAACUUGCAUCUGAACAAAACACAAGACUUCUAAAACAAAGUCCUUUGCACAGAUGAGACCAAAGUACAGCCUUUUGGCCAGUGAUGUACACACAAUCCAUGGGGCCCCGGUGCGAAACUGAUCCGUGGGGUCCCCACUCCCCUGAUCCAUGCCCCCCCUAUCCCUCCUGACACAUACACACAGAAACACACAAACAUACACACAGACACACACACACAUACAUACACAUACAUACAGACAGACACACACAUAUACACACAUAGAGACACAGAGACACAGACACAUACAGAGAGACACACACACAUACAGAGACACACAUACAUACAUAGACACAGACACAUACAUACAUAGACACACACAUAUACAUACGUGGCCCCAUGGAUUGUGUGUACGCUACUGCAUACAUAGACACACACACACAUAUACAGAGACACACGUACAUACAGAGAGACACACACAUACAUACAUAGACACACACACACAUACAGAGACACACACACGUACAUACAGAGACACACACAAAUACAGAGACACACACAUACAUACAUAGACACAGACACAUACAUAGACACACACAUACAUAGUCACACACACAUACAUACGUGGCCCCAUAGAUUGUGUGUACGCUACUGCAUACAUAGACACACACACACACAUACAGAGACACACGUACAUACAGAGACACACACACAUACAUAGACACACACAAAUACAUAUAGAGAGACACAGACACACAUACAUAGACACACACACACAUACAGAGACACACACACGUACAUACAGAGACACACACAAAUACAUACAGAGAGACACACAAAUACAUACCGAUACACAUACAGGGAGACACAGGCACACACACAUACAGAGACACAUACACACACAUACAGAGACACAUACAAAGAGACACAGACACACACAUACAGAGAGACACAGACACACAUACAGAGACACACAGACACACAUACAGAGAGACACAGACACAUACACAGACACACACACAUACAGAGACACAGACACACAUAUAUACACAGACACACACACACACAUAGAAAAUGUUUCCUACCUUGUGACUUUCCCUGGGGUCCAGUGGGGGCUCAGCCUGAUGGGAGUCAAAGUUCCCACUCUGACUUCCUCCUCCUCCUCCUUCCUCCCGCUCUCAGUAUGCUGGGAGGAGUGACCGGGGAAUCACUUCCUCCCAGCAGUGAUGUAAUCACAGGGGGCCCGGUCGCGCUGUUAAAGCACCCAGCGCUGACUGGGCCCCCUUACAAUCCAUAUCCAUUGAGUGGCCCUGACAGCAUGGGCCACCCGAUGAACCCCUUAACACGCGGCCCCGGCGGUUUGCCGUGCAGGCCGGGGCCGCAAAACGUGGCAACCGGUACCCGGUCGCGGGGGUCCGCAGGGCGGCCGGGCCCCCCUGGAGUGACAACAAUGUGAGAGAUCGAUAAAGUCAUACAUAAACAUCCAUGGUUAGAUAGCUUUAAAUAGAUAUUGCAGAAGUGACUGUUCCACAUUUCCCAAAUGGCUGCAAAUGGACUAGGCUUUGGGAUCUGACAAGAGAUGUGAUUUUUCUUCAAACAGCUCCAAAACUAUUUACAAGAAAAUGGGACACAGCAUUCUAAUGUUAAUGACACCAUUAGCACUACAAUAAACUGCAUUGGCUAUAGUGCUUAAAGGGACACUGCAGGCACUUUAACCACUUUAUCUCAUUAAAGUGGUUUAUUGUCAAUAGUUCCCUGGUGACAUCUAUCGAUUCAGUGUUAAACCAUUUUUAAUGUUUUAGUGGUAAAUGAGAGUCCCCAGCAGCCCAUUGCUCUAAAACCACUAUAUUAAGAUCUAGUGAGUUUGUUGCUUAGGACUAGAGGUUAUGGCAAUACCUCUAUGUACUUGCAUGUUUGUAAUGUCAUUUGAUUCUCAAAGGUCCAAAACCACACCCGGUGAGGAGUGUCCCAUUUCCCAUUUUAAACAUGCUUAAUUCAUCAAACACCCCAUUGGCUCUCAAUCAAACAGCCAGGGAGGUCUCUUCCUGCCUCCGAUAGCUCCCCUGACCUAAUGGAAAUGGCUGGCGUGAUCUAGUUGAGUUCAUCUACCUCCCCCUUGCAAUACUUCUUUGGCUUCUUCUCAGAUCUCAAAUCAGGCUUCUUGAGAGAAGGUUCAGAGGCUUCUCAAUUAGUUAUUUCCCCGUGAAGAGUCUCUUCUAGGAUAUAAGGAGAGGGUUUGCAAAGGCUGCAGUUCAUGAGAAAUUCAGUUUUUGCAAACUCUUUUAAGCUCCACCUCAAAUGAAUGCAUGCAUGUAUUCAUUGGAGGCAUAUCAAUUAAACAGUGAUUUGUACUAUUUUGCCAAUUUUUGCAGUGGCCUGUCCCUUUAAGGGUUAAAGGGUUCUGCAUAUGCUGCUGCAUUGGUUUCAAUAAUAUUUUUUCUGUUUCUCACAAAACAUUUUAGAACAUUUCCUGAUAUAUUCUAUUUUUAAACACAAAGUUAUGUUAUGUGAUGGGUGACAUGUGCCCAGCUUCAUCCAUUCACGAGGCAGCAAUGUACUAUUGUACAUCAGACUAAGUGGCAUUCUACUGUUUUAGAAGGUCCUUCAAAAAAGAAAGAAAUGCUACAAUUUCAUAUAUUGCUUGUUCAGAUUGAUUCUGUUGGAAGUCAUAUUAUCUCUGACUUUAAUCAUGGAAGCUUCUCAGUAGAGCUUCAUAGCAUUUCACUUUAUAUGUAGCUCUUUCUCACUUAUUGUCUCUGUAUUGUGUCCUAGUUUUAAGAAGCACUUGAAACAAAUUACAAGUCGCUUGUUGUUAUAUAAUUAUACUUACCUUAGUGAGAUAUUAUUCCGAUCUAUUAAUAUAAAAUGGAGAGUUAAUUUUUUUCCCAGAAGAUAUUUUUUUCAUUCUUUAUUAUUAUAAUUUUUUUUAAAGAAGAAAUCCAUUGAUCUCUAUAAUUUAUUUUCUUAAAGGAACACUAUAGACCCCAUCCAUGAAGGAUUUAAAAAAAUCCUUUCAUUCACCUCAUACCACUGACGUCCCUCGGUGCAGAGUCACAAACCUCCUCCGCCAAAUGUAGCUGAUGGGGAGAUCUACUGCGCAUGCAGGGCAAGUGCCGUGCAUGUAUUAGGGCUUCCCCAGAGGAAAUAGAAAAGCAUUGUAUCAAUGCUUUCCUAUGAAGUUUUCCUUGAUGGUGGACGUCCUCAUGCAAAGCAUGAGGUGGUCCCGCGUCAUUUCACUGAGUCAAACAAUCUGCAACUGCAUGGAAACUCCUCUAGUGGCUCUCUGGUACACAGUUGAACACAUUGCAGUUUCACUGAAGUUUCUUCUCAAUGAGAUGAAGUGGUCUGGGUUCCUAUAGUGUUCCUUUAAUAAUAAUGACCAAGUAAAUUCCACUUAAAUAGGUCCAAAACUGCAAUUAUUUAUUGCUGUUAUUAUCCCUCUAAACUGACAGUGUAGAACGAGCUUCCAACUUCUCACAUAGAGAAGACAUGUUUUACUAGCAUGGCUUUGAAUAUUCUCCAUCCACUGCUGUGCAGAAAUUCUGGCUAGUUCUGCAGUAAUGUGCAAAGCUUGUCGUAUGUCAUGUAGAGCAUUUGCACUUUGAAAAAGGGCAUUCCCCUGAAACAAAUUUAUUUACCUUUGUUGUUGUCACACUAAAUUUGUAUAACAGGAUCUUAGUCUCAUUUCUUUAUUAGAGCGAUUUGUUUCACCAUAAAAUAAGAAAAUACCAAAUAUAGUGUAAUAAAUCAAAUUUAAUUAUACUAGGAAAAAAUACUAUAGGGAAUGUUUUUAUUCCCUUUUUCUGGUAUAAUUAGCUUUUAUAUAACGCAUUAUGUUUGGUAUUUUGUUGAUUUUAUGGUGAAACUAAUCCCUUUAAGAAAAUAAAGGUGCAGAAGAUACUGUUAUGUAGAGUGAUACCUGAACUAGUCAAUAUCCAUUCAUGAAGGUGGGGUGCUACCUUGAAGAUAUAAAAGUGUUUUUUUUGUUUUUGUUUUUUUUAACUGGUUGUGUGGCUCAGUCAUAUAUGAAUAUAAAUACAUGUAUUGCUCUCUUUUUUUUUAUAUUCUACACUUAAAGGUUCUUCAUGGUUUUUUUUUGAGAAAUUGAGACAAUGUAGACAAUUUGCGUUAUUAAGUUAAAAUAAACCUUGGUCACUCCACUUGCACAUUUGAUGGUACAUCACUAUGUGUUGUUGUAUAAUAAUAAAACACUUUGGAAGUGCCAGUUCCUCUUUAUUGUGAAAUAUCCUUUUCUGAAAUAGUACAAUUAUACUUUAAUGGCAAUUUUACGAAUUUGGAACUUGUAGUUAAAGGAAACAACUAAAUAUGAAACAUUGUCAAGCUAUUUUAUCCAGCUCAGCAAUUUCAGUCGAAAUAAUAUAAUUACUUUGUUUAUGAUUUAAUCCAACUUUUUUUUACAUUAAUAAUAGAGGUAUCAUGUUGAGGUACUGUUUAUCACUGAUUUUAGGUCUGGGUAUCUCAACCACAACACCGAACACCAUUCCAGUGUCUCAUGAUAUAGUGGAUUCUCUAACUGACACAGCAACAGGUAAGCAAUACAUUAUUUAUCACUAUUCAUCACCCUCAAAUAUACAUCUUAAAGGUCACAAUGUGUAAUGUUUUUUCACAGUUACAUGGGGUGGAGGUCAACCUUCUCCUGAAACUGAUCUGUUUACAACUGCAGUUCUACAGCCAUGGAAAAAAAGUAAGUAGCCUUUUUGCAAAUGCCUCCAUGACAUUAAAUAAUCUUGCAUCAUCAUUUACAUUCUUCUAUGAACUUACAUUGACCAGUUCACUGCUGAGCACUUUUUGAUUGAAAAAAAAGUAGCAAAAGCAUUUGAAACAAGGAAUGCAUAGCUAGCACAUAAACAUAUCCUUACACAGUGAUUUUGUGUAUACAUUACGUGGCAGACAAACAUACAAUUAUGUAGAUUUACAGAAUAUUUAUUUUUCAUUUAUUCAUGCAACCUUUAUAGAAAUAUAUUUGGGAAAUUAAAAGAUUUAGACAGUAUACAGUGUAUUUUAUCUUGCAAUAUUUUACACAGAAUCUGAAAUGUUAAUAUGAAAGGAGAAGUGCACUUCUCACAUAGAGGAGGUGUGACAAAAAUAUACAAAUAAAAAUGGUCAAAUACUUGCUUAGGGGCCAUAAAGGUAUUACUAGCAGUGCAGCUUUCUAAAAAAGUAAAAAGAAUGUCUGCAUUUCAGCAUAAUGCCCACAGAUAGUUAUGUCUUAUAUAUAAAAAAUAAAGGUACUUAAAACUCCUGUAGCAUUCUUUAUUAAUCUCUGGACUGCUAAUGUAAUGCUGACAGUGAAAUCGUACAGUACAUUCACUCCUCUGUGACUGUAGAAUGAUAAGAUUCAUUGAAACUUCCUGUACUGUUUGAAAGCAUGGAGUGAGUUUACAUUUUCAUUAACUUUACACUCAUUAUAUCAUUGACUAGCAGAUAAAUUCCUAUACAGACUGAAAAUCAUAACUAGAGUAUUAAAAAGUGUGAGCGAGGAUUUAUGAACAUGAUUGUAUACUGAAACAUACAAAACUCAGUUUUGGUAUUGAGCAUGUUAAAAAGCAACAAAAUCAGCAUUCCUGCAUCCGACCUAAAUACUAGUAAUACAAUGGAUACUUUUAUAGCUGGUAUUAGUAUAUCACAUUUAAAGGAUGUAUGAUUUUUGGCUCUUUAAUCGUUCAGUCCAAGAGUGGGCAACAUUUAGCAGUCCAUAUGUGAACUACAUCUCCCAUAAUAAUCUUGCAACCACAAUGCUGGCAAAGCAUUGCCUACCCCUGGUUUAAUCUCUGCCAUUCUCAGUAGAAAUAAAUGUAUAUUUGACAUCCCUCUGCUAGAACAAACAAACCUUUUUCUUUACAUAUUAUUGUUACAUUGUUCCAAAUUUUUACAUAUUUUAAAUUAUAGGUAACCAGAGCAUAUGGACUUCUCCUCCUUGCUAUCCAGUUUGGAAAUAUUUUUCAAGACAAAAGUGUUAUCUUUGUGCUACUUUGCCUCACUUACACUCAAGCAAAGUGUCCCUAAGCCUUUCUAUACUCAAAAGGUGGAAUGGGAACAUUUGCCACCAGUACCAAAUACAAAGUUGGCUGAAAGCAUUUAAUUCCAUUCAUGAAUUAACAAAUUGCAUCAAUCACUUAGAAAUGCAUCACAAGCUAUACCUAAGAUAGUAUCUCCUUCCAUCUCGAUUGCAUAAAAUAUACCCAAAUACAUUUCCAAUUUGUUGCAGACGUGGAGUGCAGACAGGUACAUUUGGCUGAGUUGCCCCUAAAUACAGCCAUAUUGGGAACAGGUGCAACAUCUGCUGCAGUCGGUCGGAGAGGUUCAGGUCCCUAUUUCACCUGACUAAUUUCUGUUUCUGCUAGUUCCCCCAUAGAUCCCUUCAGAGGUACAUGGCUUAUUUAUACUUAUAUUAAUUGUGGCUCAGAUAUGCGUAGUCAGGGCAUCGAAGCCACGUGAUCCUCCCACUCUGGUAAGCAUCAUAGACAGCAUUAAUGAGAGCAAAAUAUGGAACUCUUACCUAACCCUCUUUGCAUCUUCUGUAAGAGCACUAUAGCAUAGAUGGCAGGAAUAUAAUAGUACUAGAUUGAGCACUGUGGAGCACUGUGUAACCAUAUUACAUGCUUUCUAAUCUACAUUCUACAUUCUGUAACACCUGCCUUUGUUGAUUUCAUUGUGUUCUAUGUCUUAUCAUAAAACUGGACGUGUUUCUCCCUAGCUACUGCUGACUUGAGCUAAAUUCAAGUGAUUUCAAGCAAAAAUCCCUACUAAUCAAGAUUCUGAGAUCCAAGCUGACUCUUAAGCAAGCCAAGAGCAAGCUGUCCAACACAGACCGGACCCCCUUGUUGAGCAGCAGCCGUAUUCCUAUCAGAGGCCUACCUGAACAGACGCUGGUCGAGGCGUGAGCCGGAGGAUCUCCCGAGGUGGUGCCUGCCACAUAGUGCUUCACUUCAGGAGCCCUGUUCCCUCCUCCCCUCCUUGGACCGGCGGGGGUUAUCCCGGUCCCCACUGGGAAUCCAAAUCUAACAUUUGAGAACAGCACAAACAGAGUCCUAAAAGCUGCGUGGCGAAGCCAAGAUGGCCGCAGCAGUGGGUACUCUGCAUAGCAGACCAAGCCCUGAGAUACAGCAGUGGAGGGAAUCGUUUAAUGCCAGGUUCAAGGCACUCUGCCAGGAGUUCUGGCGUCGCCUUAGCACCAUGGCUAAAUACCCCUCAAGCUACAAUGCAGAAGCAAUUGGGACCUGACCAAGGUGUUCCAGACUCACAAGUGCCUUCCAACAUGGCUCCCUACCUACCUAUGAUGAAAGCCAUACGAGGCGCUGCCUCGAUCCAGCAACCACUUGCGCAGACGAACAAGCGCCGAAGGCGGACUGCACCAUUCAGAGCCUGUUCUCGUCCUGGAGGGUGUCAUGUAUUCAUCCGCUUAUAAAAAUGUGGUUAAUGACAUUUACUGUCCACACAGGAAAAGUUGUGCCGAGCAGCAACCAAAUCCACAGAAGGGUUAAUGCUGAGCAGCAAUUAUGCAAAUAGGAACCUGGUAACUGCCUUUGGGGUCAAAGGCCAGUUACAACCUAUCAGAUCUAGAGUAGGGAUAUUUAGGCCCAGUUCUCAUCCUCCUCAGUGCCAUGUCAUGGUUUCCCUUGUGGUUGUCCGAGAACGCUUUAUUGAUUUUGGUUAUUUGACUUUGGUAUUGUUUUUGACUUCCCUGUUUUCUGGCAUCCCCUGACUCCUGGCUUUUCCUUAUCGUUGUGUCUCUUUCUGUAUCCCUUGACCUCGGCUAUUCCUGACUAUUCUUUGGUACGUUAGUCCGGCCAUUCUAAGGUCCAGUAUACGUUACCUACCAGUCCUCUGUGUUACACAAUUCUACGUGCUGGAUCAUUCUGUAAUCCUGACAUUACGAAAUGGCCAUAGAUCCUGUAGAAUUGUGUAAGCACAUAGCUGUUUGUGAAAGGAAACUGGAGGAUAAUGAUCACCGCAUGGAUCAAUUUGCCCAGGCCUUCAGUACGCUUCUUACCCGAACAGCGCAUCUGCAACCUGCGGCCUCAUCUCCACCUUGUGUACCUCCAGCUAUAGUACACAUGGCACCUACUAUCUCCCUAUCUCCUCCCCUGCAUUUUGAUGGUAAUAUUCAAGAAUGCCAGAGAUUUAUUAACCAAAUGGAGUAUCAUUUUGAGGCCUCACCGGGAUCUUUUCCCACAGACAGAGCUAAAUCGGUUACCUAAUGAAUCAAUUAAAAGGUAAAACUUUAGCUUGGCCAAUCCAUUAUGGGAGAGUAAUAGGAGUGUGACACACAAUUACCAGGAGUUCCUUACGUUUGAACCUUUAGGCAGAGAGGAUGACGCCUCUACUGCCCUGAUGCACAUCAGACAAGGGAACCGGUCUAUCUCGAAAAAUGCCAUAGAAUUUCGUACCCUAGCUUCCGAGGUAGACUGGACUAAUUGUGGGUUAAUCUCUGCAUUUAAAAAGGGAUUAUCUGAAACUAUGCUAGAUGAGAUUGCCGCCAAAGACUUACCCAAAAAGCUUAAUGAAUUUAUCACAUUUGUCAUGCAGAUUGAUAAUAGAUUAAGAACCAGAGAAGCUACUAGAAACAAGACCAGAUGCAUGAGUAUGCAUUUAGCACCCCGUUUCUCCAGACCUAUUGUCCCUGAAAUUCCUGUACAGUCCGAACCCAAACCCAUGCAGUUGGGGGUCACUAGACUGUCGGAAGCAGAAAUACAUUAUAGAAGAAAAGAAAGCCUAUGUCUAUACUGCGGUAAGAAGGGACACAAUUGUCCCAUAUGUCCGGGAAACUACCGCACCUAAGCACCUUAAGGGGACAGCACCCUGAUGGAUUCAGGUGCUGCUGGAAACUUAAUCAACGUUUAAUUUGUCAAAGGUAAUACUAUACCUAUCAAAGAGAGACUAUCACCCCUAGCUGUUGAAGCUAUUGAUGGGAGACCACUCUCACAACCAUUGAUAUGCAUGAAACCUUACCCAUUAAUAUUUCCAUUGGUGCAUUACAUAAGGAAGAGAUUACAUUUCAUGUGAUUGCAUCUCCUUCUUGUCCUAUUAUAUUAGGAUUCCCAUGGCUUAGCAAGCAUAACCCUCAUAUUGACUGGGCUAAUGGGGAAGUAUUAGAAUGGGGUAAGGAUUGUAAUGAAAGGUGCAUAUUGCAUGUCACCAAAAGAGUGGGCACUAUUGAAUUACCCACUGGUACACCUCAAAAUCCCGAAAUCCCUAUACAAUACCAAGACAUUAAAGAAGUAUUCAACAAGACCCAGUCUAAUACUCUACAUCCUCACAGACCAUAUGACUGUUCCAUUAACUUACUACCAGGUGCUAUGUCACCUAAGGGAGCAGUCUAUACUCUAUCUCCUCAGGAGAGUAGUGUAAUGGAGGAAUAUAUUAAAGAUUAAUUGACUAAAGGCCAUAUACGAAAAUCAUCCUCGCCUGCUAGUGCAGGAUUCUUUUUUGAAUCUAAAAAGGAUGGUGAGUUGCGCCCAUGUAUCGAUUACAGGGCAUUGAACAAAAUCACCAUUAAGAACGCCUACCCCAUUCCUCUUAUUGCUGAAUUAUUUGACAGACUCCAGGGCGCUAAAGUGUUUACUAAGCUUGACCUUAUGUCACCUUUAGUAAGCUUGACCUUAGAACUAGCAAAUAUGCUAUAAAUAUGUUUAAUACCUAUAGAGAAACCAUGGAUAAUAUAUAUUUUUAGCCAUUGUAUAGAUAAGACAUUUACUAGUAUUAUUUGUCAUCAUAACAAUCUAUUUAUCCAACAAACUAUCAUAUACUUGAAAAUAGCAUUUGGAAUAUGCACCUAUAAUACACACUUUUCACAUAUUCUUUGUGUGUACACAUACAUCUUAGAAUAGGAUUUGUGCUGGUUAUUAUUAUUAUUUUUAAUAUUUUCAAGAAUGACUUGAAAAUGUUCAGUUUCACAUGCAUGGAUAGAAUUGUAUAAUAUCAAGCAAUAUAUCUAUGUAAUCAUAUAUGUUUUGAAAUAAGUUCUGUUUUUUAUUGGUAUAAAUUGUCUUUUAAUUGCUGUAUCAAGGAUGCAUAGUUUACUAUUAUUAUUAUUUUUUAUCUUGAAGGACGUUUCUACAUUAUAGGAUUUGAUGUGUGUAAAAAAAAAUAAUGUGUAUACCUUUAAGAAUUUAAAUGUGCUUUUCCCGGCAAGGUAUAUAACCGCCGAAUAGCACAUGAAACACCUAUCUUGAAAAAGCCCACUAAAGAGGGGCCAAACGCGUUGAUUAGGUGUUCAUUAACUUUUAUUUUUUUGUGUGGCUGCUAAUACCCUGCAUGUCAAGCAUUUUAUGCCAACCAGAGUUACUUUUGCAGAGAGGAGGAUUUCACCGAGCUCACAGCCUGCCUCAGUGCACGAGGCGAAUGCUGCUUUCACCUGCAAACCAGAAGGUACUUUUGAAGCAGAAGAGAGAAAAGACUGCAGCCAGAUAAGCUUUUAGUGUGGUCCUUAGAAAUAAGCACCACAUCUUUUUCCUGUAAGGGUUCCUAUGUUGGGGAGGGGGAUUCCCUUUUUGUUUUAAGACAUUAAAUACAGUAUUACACUAUAUUUAUUUUCUGUCUUUUUUAAGGGAUUUCAAGCAAAAGAUUGUGUCUCCUAACAAUACUGUGGACUUCCCUUCAUUUUGGACCCUGCUAUAAAUUACACAUAUUGGACUGUGAUACAAUUUUGUUUUAUGUUAUAUUUUUAUUGUUACAAUCAGAAAUAUUGAUACUUCUAUAUUCUAUACUGUAUUUCAUUGCUGUUUCCAAUUAUCACAGAUAUAUUUGCAAGUAUGUUCACCCCUAACUAAAUCUAAGGGGAUUAUUCACUAAGCACUGACAACAUAAUUCAAAAAAUUGACCUUAGAAGCGCUUACAAUUUAGUGAGAAUCAAGGAAAACCACAAGUGGAAGACUGCAUUUAAUACCAGAAGUGGACACUAUGAAUAUCUAGUGAUGACAUUCGGGUUGUGCAAUGCUCCAGCGGUUUUCCAAGAUUUCAUUAAUGAUGUACUCAGGGAUUACAUUUAUUGUUUGUCUUGGUCUAGCUGGAUGAUAUCCUUAUUUAUUCUCCUGACCUCCAGUCUCACCACGAUCACGUUAAACAAGUUCUGCAAACCUUAUUAAAAAAACAACUUUAUUGUAAAUUGGAAAAAUAUAUCUUUGAUCAGUCUGAAGUACAGUUUUUAGGAUAUAAUAUUUCUGCCUCUGGGUUUCAGAUGGAUCCUAAAAAACUAGAGUCUGUUCUACAGUGGCCUUUACCCACUGGGUUGAAAGCCAUUCAAAGGUUCAUUGGUUUCGCCAAUUAUUACAGAAGAUUUAUAAAGGGAUUUUCUUCAGUAAUAGCCCCCAUCACCAAUAUGACACGCAAGGGGGCUAGUAGUACGAUAUGGUCUAAGGAAGCAGUUGAAGCCUUUGAAACUCUCAAACAGCAGUUUGCCUCCGCCGACAUAUUGAUACAUCCUGACACCAGUAAGCCUUUCAUACUGGAGAUUGAUGCUUCAGAGACAGGGGUAGGGGCAGUUCUCUCCCAUCGGGAGAGCCAGGAAACUCUGUUACAUUCUUAUGGUUACUUUUCUAGAAAGUUGUCUCCUUCUGAGCGCAAUUACGAUAUUGGCAAUAGAGAAUUGUUGGCCAUUAUUCUAGCUCUCAGGGAGUGGCGACAUCUUCUAGAGGGUUCCAGGGACCUCCUUUUGAUCAUUACUGAACACAAAAAUCUGGCAGAAAUAGGAGAUGCUAAGCGAUUAUCUUCUAGACAAGCUAGGUAGUCUCUAUUUCUUUCUCGCUUUCAUUUUCUUAUCACCUACAGACCUGGUUCUAAAAAUGUCAAGGCCGACGCCUUGUCCAGGCAGUUUGAUACUGAGGCUAUACUAGAGCAAGAAAUAUCCCAUAUCAUUCCCCCGGAAUGUAUCAUUGCGUCCACUGUCCUUUCAUUGUCCUCUCCACUGUUUGGUUCCAUCAUGGAGGCUCAGUCUCAGGCACCCUGCGGUACACCUCAGGACAAACUGUUCGUUCCAUUGGGGGAAAGGGUUAAUAUCAUGAAGGUAUUUCACGACAAUGUGUCUGCUGGUCACCCAGGUAUUAAUAAAUCCACUUCUGCUAUCAUGAGGUCAUUCUGGUGGGAUUCCCUCAGGAAGGAUGUUAAGGAAUAUUUGCAGGCUUGUUCUGUUUGUGCAGUUUCCAAAGUGUCUCAUAAACUCCCUUGUGGCUUGUUACAACCUCUUCCUAUUCGAGGUCCUAUGGUCCCAUUUGUCCAUGGACUUCAUUGUUGAACUUCCUAGUUCUAACGGUUAUACUACCAGUCUCAUGGUUGUGGACCGUUUUCCUAAAAUGGCUCAUUUUAUUCCUCUCAAGAAAUUGCCGUCAUCUCAAGACCUGGUACUAAUCUUUAUACGAGAAAUUGUCCAUCUGCAUGGCAUUCCUCACAAUAUAGUAUCUGACAGAGGUUCUCAGUUUGUGUCUCGGUUUUGGAGGGCCUUCAAUAAACAAUUAGGGAUUGAAUUGUCUUUUUCAUCCUCUUACCACCCCCAGACCAAUGGUACAGCUGAGAGGGCUAACCAGUCCUUGGAAUUAGAUUUGCGUUGUUUCGUUAAUAGCACUCAAGACAAUUGGUCCGAAUUACUACCAUGGGCUGAGUUUGCUAGGAACAAUGCUGACCAUUACUCCUCUGGGCAUAGUCCAUUUUUUUGUUAAUAAUGGCCGGCAUCCUACUGUCCUACCGGCUGUUUUUUCUGAUACGGCUAUUCUUGCUUUGGAUGACCAUCUGGCUUCCAUCCGUGAUACCUGGGUUAAAGUUCAAUCUGCUCAGGGUACUGCUGCUGACCAUUUCAAGCAUUAUGCUGAUACACGUCGAGGUGCCAACCCUGUUUACCAAGUGGGUGAGAGGGUUUGGUUAUCUUCUCGUAACAUCAGACUCAAAGUCCCUAGCAUGAAAUUUGCUCAUAGGUUCCUUGGACCUUUUCGUGUCCUUCAUAGGAUCAAUCCUGUUGCGUACUCUCUGGCCCUUCCGUCCUGCUUGAAAUUUCCUAAUACCUUUCAUGUGUCCUUGCUCAAACUUCUUGUUUGCAAUAAAUAUACUGUCUCAAGUGUCCCUUCUCCUCCCUUAGUUGUUUCUAGACAGGAAGAGUAUGAGGUCUUCUCCAUAAUUGAUUCCAGGUUUUCUCGGGGCACUUUACAGUACUUGGUGGAUUGGAAAGGUUAUGGACCAGCAGAUCGUUCUUGGGUUCCGGCAUCUGAUAUACAUGCUGGCCACAAGAUUCACUAUUUUCACACCAAAUUUCAAGCCUGGUCCUGCCCACCCGGUGGGUGUUCUUCAGGUGGGGGGUAAUGUCACGUAUUCAUCCGCUUAUAAAAAUGUGCUUAAUGGCAUUUACUGUCCACACAGGAAAAGUUGUGCCGAGCAGGAACCAAAUCCACAGAAGGGUUAAUGCUGAGCAGCAAUUAUGCACAUGGGAACCUGGUAACUGCAUUUGGGGUCAAAGGCCAGUUACAGCCUAUCAGAUCUAGAAGGGAUAUUUAGGCCCAGUUCUCAUCCUGCUCAGUGCCUGUCGUGGUUUCCCUUGUGGUUGUCCAAGAGCGCUUUAUUGAUUUUGGUUAUUCUGGUUAUUUGACUUCGGCAUUGUUUUUGACUUCCCUGUUUUCUGGCAUCACUGACUCCUAGCUUUUCCUUAUCGUUGUGUCUCUUUCUGUAUCUCUUGACCUCGGCUAUUCCUGACUAUUCUUUGGUACGUUAGUCCGGCCAUUCUAAGGUCCGGUAUACGUUACCUAUCAGUCCUCUGUGUUACACAAUUCUACAUGCUGGAUCAUUCUGUAAUCCUGACAGAGGGGGAAAGAACUCGACCCCCAAGAAUGCCUGAAGCCGUGGACUUACAGAGCAGGCCCUCUUACAGGCCUGGGGUCAGAAGAAAUCCUCACACAAGCAUGGAGUCGUCGUCUUGUGCCCGAGCUUCCCUACCCAUACAAUGACUGUACUCUCAGUCCAGCACAAGACUGUGAAGGUGAAACAGAGCUUCUGCAAACUUUCUGUGCACACCCUGAGCUUGUCGAUUAGUGGAGUCGGCUGACCAUGCUUCCCUCACUGUAUGCUGGCCCAGACUCUGAGCCCCAUCUGAGUAUAGUGGACGCCAUUUGUCAUACUUGACAUGUUACCUUUCAUUUACAAUAUGUAACGUUUUUUGCCCAAUACGUUUCAAUAGGACCCAGUAGCAACAUAGCUUUAUAGUUUUAUUAGAUGUUCCAGCAUGUUUAACUGUUUUUCAUAAUUUUAAAUUUUAAUAAUUUCUACUUCACCCGCUAGGCAUGUUUACAGAUAGCCUGUUACCUAAUAACACCAUGCUAAUGAGCAUGCCUAUCUCGCCAUCUAUUUGCUCAUUUAUUUAUUUUUUUCCUCAUACUCCUGCCUCACAAGCAUAUUUUAUAACCCAUUCUCUCAUAACCAUUCACAUGUCUGGGUAGCUCACUUGACUGCAUAAUAUGUUUUUCUAUAUACUUCAUACAUGUUUGACUAGCCUGUGACUUUGCUACUUAACCAAAAAAUGUGUGCAGUAAUCUUCUAUGCCUUGUACUUGUUAAAAUAGGUAUCUUACAAUCCUUGUUAUUGCUGUUGGGGCAUUGCAAGAGCGUGUGUUAAAUAUUUGCACCAAAAAAAAAAAAGAACAAUUUAAAAAAAAUUAUAUGUUCAGUAAAUUGAGCAAAAUUAAAGUGAUGACUGCGUACAAACUAUAUGCAUGUUUAUUGCUUUUAUAGUUAACUUUCUCUUACCAUACCAGCAAAUUAAUUCAAAAACUUGCACCAAUAUUUACAAAGUCUGUAAACUUGAUAAAUAUAAAACUCCUAUUCAUAUUUGGUUCGUGCAAAUGUAGUUGUCCAUGAUUUGGUUUGUAUAAAUUAUAUUAAAAUGCACAAGGUAAAAAAAAUCAAAGGAGCACAACUAGAUGCUAAAUGUGUACACACAGUGCCACAUACAAUUUAUUUAAAUGUUUCCCCUUUAUCAAAGUUAGAACUGUCAUGAAGGACACUUCAUAAAGAUUUUUUAAUCUUUAUAAACUACGUAUAAAUGGCCAGAGGUGACACUUUAAGCAGAAAAACAGCUAACGGGAAGUAAAUACAAUGUAUAUAAAUCUCUAUAUACGGUAAUUAUAAAAUAAUAUUCUUCUCUCACUAUAUGUGGUGAAAUGCAUGCACUUUUUUUCAUACAAAAAAAACACUUCACAAAGCAACUAUACUUUAAUUCAGCCAUGUCUACUGACAAAGUCAAAAUGAAUGAAUGACAAUUUUUUAACAGCUGUUUGAAUAUCCACAGUCACUUGUGAAAAGAAUGUUUCAAUAAAUAAUAAAACAUUACUCUAGGGGGCGAUAACUGACCACUUUCCUUUUCAAAUCAUUUCAUUUAUCAUGACUCUUCUCUUGUUGGUAUACCAGAUCAGGGCUAUAAUUUAUUUAGAUUCACUAUGUAUCCAUCCAGAUAUUGCUCCCACCUGAUAUAUAUGUAUGUGUAUGUGUAUGUGUAUGUGUAUGUGUAUGUGUAUGGUAUUGAUCUAUUUCUAAUUUUUUGUUUCUUUCUGAUUAUGGGAACUUAAGGUAAAUUGGGUGUAAAUGUGACUUGCAAAAAAAUAAAUAAAAAAUACUAAUUAUGUAUAUAUUAAAUUGUUAUUAGACUUCCCAAUUUUAUACGUAAUAAUGCAAUUAUAUUAAUACUUUAUUUAAAUGCCUGCAUAUUGAAUUUUAGUCACAGUCUAGCAUUCUGUUCUCCUCAAUACAAUGUUACAAUAAUACAUUAUUAGAGUGCUGAUCAUUAUAGCAAAGAUUCUUAAAACCCCAUAAUCCAAACAAGGAUACUAGAGGUUUUGUGGAACGUAACUCUGCUCGGCUAAAACUGGUUGGAGUUAGAGUCCAAGACAUCCUGAAUCCAAAUGGCAACCUGUACCCUUAAUUGCUGGAACAAAUCUCGAUGAAUUGUGCUAAAUCUAAUGAUGAUUUUUGCUUCAAGGUGAAUUUUGAAUUUAAGGCCACAGUAGCCAGCUGAAAGUAUAGCUGGCUAAAAUCAUUUUUCCAGGUUUGCUAUUUGGACCUAUGAAAUUUGAAAUUCACUUUGAAUUCUUACUAUAGUAAAAAAAAAUGCUAUUUAUUAUGACACAAAUAUGAAACAAACAAAAAGACAGACAUUAGUUAUAUUCUUUCUCAUAGGUUUCUCAUAGGAUUGAUUUUCUUUUUUUGACAUUUGUUAUUUUGGUGUAUUUUUCAAUACAGUACUUGAAAACUGGUAAAGUGGUAGAAAAGAUCAGAUAACAAUGUGUCAAAGGUUAACAGUAGUACAUGUUGGUAUAACAAUAAAGUGGAAAGCUCCAAAUUCAGUGAACAAUUGGCUCGGUUGCACUGUGUUCUACAGAGUAGGUACUGUCGCAACUAGGUCAUCUCUACUUGUCGUGAGGCUCAUGGUAGGUUUGUAGUAGUUGGAUUUAGAUCCGGGUCAGUCGAGCCCCGCUGUGGGCUCUGUUGGUCAGUCAGAGUUGUAUUUAGUUAGAUGGAGAUACAGAGUAGAAGAUGUUUAGAGUCAAGAUGCAGAAUAGUAAAAGAGCAGGCAUGUGGCAUGGAAAAGGAAGGAAAAAAAGGGGGGAGGGGCAGGAGGAGAGAUGCAAGUGAUGACAGUCGUGGGGAUAUCACAUAGGCAGUGCAUGUGAGGCCUGUCGGGCCGUUAAUGCAAACAUUGGUUCACUCACACCUCCAUCCCCAUCUGCACGACUCACCUCCCCAUCGCAAGUGUAAAGGAAGAACAACCAUAUCCUCCAGGUCUCCUCAUAUCAGGCGGUACGGCCUUUCAGCAUGGCAGUGCUCUCUUCGUGUGUACAAAUUUCUUUCACAAUCUCCGACCAAGCCUGGUAGGUGUGGGGUCCGGCCUAUGCCAAUGUGUUAAUAUGAGAUAAGUCUGUGCGGGGCCAUCAAUAAGUGUUUGGUCAGCGACCGUUUGUACUUUGAUAUUGGGAGGUUAGUGUAGCCAUCCAUCCAUGAGCAUGUCUGAUGGAUGGAAGCGUAGCCCUUUGUUUGCCAUAGCGGUGGCCAGGCCAUGUCGAACACCUGUCUCCUGUAGGGAACCAGUUUUGGACAGUCCCAGAAGAUGUGUACGAUUGAUGCUUCCAUGCGCCGGCAUCUCCAGCAUCCGUGCUGGACAUCAGGUAGGAAUCUAUGCAAUAUUUGCAGGGGGCUAUACCAGUGUGUGAGAAUUUGAAAGUUGCUUUCUUGGAAAUACGUGCUUUGGAACUCCCUCUUCUGCCACUCUUGGUUUGAGAACAAUUCUUGUAGAGCUGUCUCCCAUUACGCUGCGGAUUUAAGUGGAGGUAGGUGAUCAGCUGAAAGAAACAGCUGAUACAUGUUAGAUAUACGCCUCAAAAUAAUUGCUCUUUUUUGGAGCAGAUCUUUUUGAAAGGUAGAAGUUGCCUGCAAAGUGACCGUGGGCAGGAGAUAGAGGAAUAGAAAUGUUUAAGUUGAUGGAACUGAAAAAGCUCAAGCAGGGUUGGGGCCUAAUCCUGAAAAAGUGUAUGCAAAGGUAGUAAAGUUCCUUCCCGGCAUAUCUUAGAGAGGUGGAUGUAUGGGCCUGUGCCUAAAAAUUAGAAGGGAAUUCAGGGUUUGCCGUCACUGGGUACAUGGGACCCUUCAAGGGUAUAAGGAAGAGUUUGAACCUCAUCAAGUACCAAACGGUCAGCAUGGACCCUACCAGGGGAUGAGAGUUCUUUGCCAUGGACUCCUCCAGCCACAAUGUUGAUGGAAGGUGGCCCUGUAUUAUUUUGGUCUCCAAGGAAGGCAAGACAUGACUCGAGGAAGUAUUAUGCCACUCCACGAUCCAUGCCAGGUGUGUGGCUCUGUAGUAGUCUUGAAAAGAAGUUAGACUCAAGCCUCCCUUCUGCUUUGUUCUGAUAAGAUAAUUCAUCCUAUGUUUAGGUUGUGUCCCUUUCCACACAUAUCGUAUCAUUGCCGUGUUCAAUGAGGAGAAGUGUGAUCUGGGGAGGAGUAUUGGGAUGGUUUGAUAUAGGUAUAGAAUUCUGGGGAGUAUUCAUCUUAAUGCUAUUUAUUCGCCCAAUCCAGAAGAUAUGAGGUAGGGCCCUUCCUCAUAGAUUGUAAGUCUGUUUGAGCAGGGCCUUCUUUACCUCCUGUGUCUUUUAUAUUCCAUAACUUAAUUACUUGUCAAAUAUUCCCAUUUUAUAAUUUUAAAGCACUGCAGAAUAUGUUGGUGCUGUAUAAAUGCUAAUAAUAAUAAUAAUAUUUCCAUUAGUAUUCACUUUUCAAGUCAAUACUUUGUAGAUUCACCUUUCACUGUGAGUCUGUUGGUUACAUCUAUGCCAGCUUUGCAUAUCGUUAUCAUGCAAUUUCUGAAAAUUCUUCUUGACAAAAUUGCUUAUGUUCUGUCAGGUGGGACGAGGACCGCAAUUGUCAAGUCUUUUCAGAGAUUCUUAAUGAGAUUGAGAUUAUUUUUGUUUUUUUAACAAUGGUUUUCUUCAUGCCAAAUGUCCUAGAAGCCAAGUUAGUGAAGUUUCCAGUUUAUAGUUCUUACGUGAAUAGUUUCUACCAUCUCAGCUGAGGAUUUCUAGCUCAAAAGUUAACAUUGACCUCUUGCAGGUUUCUCUAAUAUCCUACUUACUUAGUCACAAAGUUUUAGCGGAUGGUCUACUCUAGGCAGUGUCACAAGUCUAACAUAUUUCUUCCAUUUCACCAUUAUCGAUUCAUCUUAUUAAAGUGGUUUUACUGUCUUGAGUCUCUUUGCAUUGUCCUGCCAUUCAACAUCAAACCAUUUUCAAUUUUUUAAUGAUAAACAAGAGUCCCCAGCAACCAAUCCUCUCUGCUGCUUAGGCUAAUGAGGAAGCAAUAACCUGAGCCGCAAUGGGUGAAUUUGAUUGGCUGUAUUCCCCCGGUAUCACACUUUCAUUCAGCGCUAAAAGUUUUUAAUGUUUUAUGUUUUAAUGCUAAGUGUGAGUUCCCAUCUUCUCUGUACUUCUUGAACUAACAAGGAAAUAUCAGCCUGAGCACCAAUACGAACUGGCUGAGAGUGUCAACAUGGCGGCAUUCAGCCUAUCACAGUGCCAUUGCAGGUAUGAAUUGGCUACAAGGAAGUAUGUAAUCUCUGCCUUAGCCACACCUCAUGUAGGGGUAAAACUAUGGGAAGCCAGGGAUCCACAUUCCAAGUUAAACAGCUAAAAAAUGUCUUAAAACUAAAUGGAGGGACAGUGCCUGGGGACUCCAGACAUUUGAAUUAAUUCAAUUAGAUGAAAUGAUAUUGGUAUAUUGCCUACAAUGUCACUUUAAAGGACCACUAUAGUGCCAGGGAAACAUACUCGUUUUCCUGGCACUAUAGUGCCCUGAGGGUGCCCCCACCCUCAGGGACCCCCUCCCGCCGGGCUCAGGGGGGGGGAGGAAGGGGUUAAACUUACCUUUCUCCAGUGCCGGGCAGGGGACUCUCCUCUCCUCCUCCAUAGCGACGUCAUCGGCUGCAUGCGCGGCAGGAGCCGCGCGUGCAUUCAGCCAGAUCAUAGGAAAGCAUUCUCAAUGCUUCCCUAUGAGACAGCCACUAGAGGCUGGAUUAAUCCAUUUAUAAACAUAGCAGUUUCUCUGAAACUGCUAUGUUUAUAGAAAAAAGGGUUAAUUCUAGCUGGACCUGGCACCCAGACCACUUCAAUAAGCUGAAGUGGUCUGGGUGCCUAUAGUGGUCCUUUAAUAGGAUUUCACAGAAUGUUCAAUAUUUUGGAUAUAUUUUUUUUUAUAACCCAACCUUGAUGGUUGCUGCUCCAGAACUUUAUCCAAGAGUUAUAGUAAUAUUCCCUUAGUCUUUAAAAUGCUAUUAUUUAGAUAUUAUCUUUCAUAAACUCUAGGGCCAUAAAAAGAAAAUAAUUUAUUUAGAGAUAUAUUUUAUUUGCCCAUAUGUAGACUUCAUUCAACUAUGUGGCUUCUGAUAGCAAUUGGAAACUGGGACAAAUGCUCUAAACCAACAAAUGUCUGUUUUUAGUUUAAUUAACUUUUCUGCCAAAAUAAGAAAUACAUUGCUCUUUCAAAGAGCUAUAUGGUAUACUAAAACAAUAAAUAUAAAAAUAUCUAAAAAUUACUUUCUCAACUUUAACGCAACAGUACAAAUGUGGAAACACACAACAUGGUGGAAGGGGGGAGGAAGCGGAUCCUUGCAACUUGAAAGUAUGAGUCUAGGCAGGCAUUUCCAGCACUUUUGACUAAAAUAAUCCUGUGUACAUUUGUCACUGUUCUGACAGAUUAUUUGUGGAUGUGUGUAGCUUCAUACAAUAGAACUUGGCUAGAAGCAAACUGAAACACAGUGACACGUAUAAGAAAUAUGGCAUAACUUGUAGAUACACGGAACAAAAGGCUCUGAACACAGUCCACAGAGCUGUAGGCUCCUAGUGAUUGCAAGUACUAGAGAUUAAUUGUAGUAAUGUCAAAGCUGUAGGCCGGCAAAACAGCUUAUCUUGAGGGAUUUGAUGCUGGUACCUAAGCUGGUUCACUUUAAGAAGAACAGGGCUUUGUACACAAGGUGUCAUUAGUAUGCUAUAAUUAAAUUCAUGCUUUUGCAACAAAAAAGAUCACAUAAUGUAAUAAAUUCUAGCUGACUAAAGGUGCAAUUCUGUUCAGGGAACACUGUUAAUAAAUGUGCUGCCAAAUGGCUAUUUUUUAAAUGACAAGCAUGUAGACAUUUUACUGAAGGGCAUCAAUAAUUUUAAGGAAGCAGUAGAAGUCAGUUUUUUUUUUUACAAAAGAGUUGAUAACUCUUGGUGUCCUUUUUCUUGCCUCAAGUUCCCAGUAAUUGAACAAUAUGGCCAGGGUAACAUUAAUCUAAGUAAACUAUUGAGGUAAGUUGUGUCAUGGGUACCGCAAUUAUAAAAUGUACCUCAAUAUUAACUUGUAAGAUAAACAAACACAGGGCCUAUGAAGCCAAUUACAUUUGAACAACUCUGCUUUCUUUAGCACUGAUACGUCUAAAAUUAAGUGUCAUUAUCAUUUCCUAGAACUAUACAUCUUAUGGGAAGCUGACUUAAAAGAACACUAUAGGGUCAGAAAAACAUGUAUUCUUGACCCUAUAGUGCAAAACCCACCAUUUAGGUGACUUGCCCCCACUUAGCCCUCUUAAAAGUUAAUAAAACUCACCUUAUUUUCAGCGCCGCGCAGGUCUGCUGGUGCUGGUCCCGUCCCCUUGGUGACAUAAUCAGAAUUGCUGAUUUUCCAUGGGGAAAGCAUUGGAUUGGCUAAAAUCAGCAAGUGGGGGGGGGGGAGAAAUGCAGUUUUGGCCAAUCAGCACCUCCUUAUAGAGAUGCAUUAAAUUAAAGCAUCUCUAUGAGGAAAAUUCAGCGUCCCCAUGCAACGCGUGGAGAUGCUGAACGGCAGUGCUGCUUACUGUGUAGCACUGCCCCAGGAAGCACCUCCAGUGGCCAUCUGAGGAGUGGUCACUUGCAGAUAUCCCUAUGAUGAGUAAACACUGCCUUUUCUCUGAAAAGGCAAUGUUUGCAUGAAAAUGCCUGCAUAUAAUGAUUAAGCUGUAGUUGUUCUGGUGACUAUAGUGUCCCUGUAACUCCAAACACAGAACACAACUCCAAUGCUGCUUGUAUACUUGUGUAGUUUCCCAGGAUAUGAGUUGUACAUAUUGGUACUCAAUACUCUGAUAUAUAACAUUUAGACUUUAAUAAUUCUAAUGUAAGUCUGCUUUCAUCUUUUUGUCCUACAGGUGGCAGCAUUAGGCUGGUAAAUGGGAACAGUAGCUGCCAAGGCAGAGUGGAAGUGUUGUACCAAAACAGCUGGGGAACUGUGUGUGACGAUGACUGGGAUUACAACAAUGCUCAGGUGGUGUGCAGGCAGAUGGGCUGUGGACCAGCCAUUAUUGCUACAACCUUGAGUUAUUUUGGCUAUGGCAGUGGCCCCAUCCUACUUGACAAUGUUGAUUGUGAUGGUACAGAGAAAGAUCUUACAGACUGCUUCCAUCUAGGCUGGGGCCAGCAUAACUGUGGACAUCAUGAGGAUUCUGGAGUUAUAUGUCAAGGUGAAUAA